Molecule: messenger RNA, 52391 nt
Organism: Podarcis lilfordi (Lilford's wall lizard)
Lineage: Eukaryota; Metazoa; Chordata; Lepidosauria; Squamata; Lacertidae
Source: the annotation of a GenBank genome assembly
AUGGCAGCGGCGCCGGCGAUCUCCUCGGCGGGAGCCCAGCAGGAGCAGCCUGCGCCCAAGAAGAUCGUGGCUCCCACCGUGUCGCAGAUCAACGCGGAGUUCGUGACGCAGGUGAGCCCCCCACCUCAGACCCGAAGGGAGCAAAGGGAUCCGGAAGAUACUGGGCUCAGGUGGAGAGAGAUCUGGGGCUCGUCCCCCUUUGAAGUGGCACAUGAGGGAAACCCCCACGAGGGAGGAUCCCUUUAUCUAUUGAUUGCACUUGUCUCCCACCUUCUCUCCCCCCCCGAGGAGGUUCUUCCCUCGCCUUUCAUUUAACCCCCCCCAAAAAAAACCACAAUCCUGCGAGGUAGGCUAAGGUGGGAGGUCCAGGGUCGCCCAGUGAGCUUUUAAGGCCCAGGAAAGUAUUUGAACCCUGGUUUCCCAGGUUUUCGGUCUGUCACUAACCACCAGGCCACCGUUAGGAUUAUAGAGGCACUGCGUCUCUGGGUAAUCAAUGGCUAAGGGUGCUGUCCUUUGGGUUUGUUGGUUUGUUUGUUUCAUGAAGUUUGUUGGUUGCAAGAAGAAAACACCUCAAAAGCCGUUUACGAAAAGAUAAAACCAGGAAAAGUUUACGGUGCGUUGAAAUACAGUGGUACCUCAGGUUACAGACGCUUCAGGUUACAGACUCCGCUAACCCAGAAAUAGUACCUCGGGUUAAGAACUUUGCUUCAGGAUGAGAAUAGAAAUCGGCAGCAGGAGGCCCCAUUAGCUAAAGUGGUGCUUCAGGUUAAGAACAGUUUCAGGUUAAGAACAGACCUCCAGAACGAAUUAAGUACUUAACCUGAGGUACCACUGUAUACAAGAAGUUAAAACAUUAAAAUAGAUUAGAAUUCGCACCAGCAUUUCUAAACAUCUGGAUUGUUGUGGUGGUUUUUAUAUUUCGUCAUACCCCACUUUCCCCCCUGUCAGGGACUCAAGGAGGCUUACAGAUAAAAAUAAGAACAACGAGAAACCAUUAAAAGCAGUUAAACACUGGUCGAAUUGAAACUAUGUCCUGCUCGUGGGUUUUCCAUAGGCACCUACCCGGUUGACCACAGUGAGAACAGGAUGCUGGGUUAUAUUGGCCUUUUUGGUCUGAUUCAGCAGCACUCCUUUUAUGUUCUCGUAGGAACAGUGCUGCUGAAUCAGACCGACAUUUCAUAUUCUAAUCCAGCACCUGUUUUCUGCAGAAGCUGGAUAGAUGCCUCUGGGAAAGCCAAGGUAAAAUAUGGAAUCAGUACAGUUAGACUAGGUGCACUGCCCCGGAACAUGGAGGUUUUGUUGAUGAUCACACUAAGGCAGGAUACCUCAACCAUGUUUCCUGCAAAGCAUCAUGUGUCCAAAAGACCUUCUGUCUUCAGUGUCAAAAGUAUUGUAUUUGUGGGUGUAUUGACCAUUAGGCACAUAUGACUUGUUUCUCCCAACACUGAACUUUGUAUUUAAUAAUAAAGGAAAGCAAUUGUUCUAAAUACCCAUGGACAACAAUUAACACCAUGAAGAAAGGUCAUUAUUAUCAUCUGUUGAUUGCGGUUGCAUAUAGUUGCAGUAAGCCUUUUGACAGGCACCAUCAUUUUACUGACUGAUAAAAUGAAUGGCUGGAGCACACACAGAGGAUAUACUCACUGUACUAACUGGGGAGGGAUUAGGACUGUGCCCCCAAAGCAGACCAUUGUACUAGUAAGAUAUUUUGCCUUAUAAAUCAGGGCUCAAAAUAAGAAUGUCUGCCGGUCCUUUUUCAUUAUUAAAAAAUAGAGCUUUCAACAAACUGGUGUGCAUGCCACUCACCUAGAGGAAACUACUUGCUUACUGCAAUCUGGCCCUAUAAUGAGUAGCUAGCUCAGCCUUUAUCCACCUGGUGCCUUUGACAUUGAACUGCAAUGUCCACCAGCCCCUGCUAGCACUGGCCAAAACAUCUAGAGGGCAAAGGCUCAGCAGUGUUUGAAUAUUCAAGUUAUUAAACUAUUAUUUAUAAACGUUUGGAAACCAAAGCACAGCUUCUGAUUGGUUGCAGGAAGCAGCCAAGCUGUAGCCCCGUCAGACAUUUGGCUUCCAUAUAUAGUUCACAAACCGAAACAGUCGCUUCUGGGUUUGCGCCGUUCAGGAGCCAAAAUGUUUGAGAACUAAGCUGUUUGAAAGCCAAUGUACGACUGUAUAAAACCUUGCAUCCUAACCCUUUUUGUACACAGAGGGAAAGUAUGGAAAUAUUCUCAUGUUAUCCUAUAGAAUGGAGGUUUGGUUAGAAUAGGCUAGGACUUCUGAUUGUAUAUUUUAAUGGAAUGACCUUUUAUCUUACAGUUGGCAAACAAGUACUGGGCACCACAUGUCAAGAAAAGGCUACCUUUUGAGUCGAAGGUAAAUGCUUAAAACAUUGUUAGUUCUAUUUUAAAUUGGUAGUGCAAUAAAUCCUAGAAACUCGUAUUUAAAGUAAAAAAAAAAAUUACUUUGGAUUACAGAACAGGAAGAAUGUUGAUUUGAUUUCAGCACUUUGUUUAAAACUGUACAAAUAAGGCACCCUGACAGCAGCUUUUACAGUCUAUUCUAUAUUUGCUGCUUAUAUAAUGGAAUAUUUUGUCAAACCUCCAAAGGUUCCUUGAAGUUUAUUUUAAAAACCAAUUUGAUUUCAGUGCAUAGAUUAUUAUUCCUUCCCUGCACAGUCUUCUUAAUACUUCUGAUUUCAUUUGUUGAAAACAUGACGCAUUAUUUGUAGUUUUAAAACCGUGCUACUGUGUUGAUGGUGUUAAAGAAUUCAUCUCUGAAAAUGCAUGUUACUGAAAAGAGGAGAUAAAGGAGAGCAAGAUUUGUGCUGCAUAUCUUUUUCUUUUUUCAAAAAACCCUCUCUCUUUCUUUGUUGUAGGUUAUUGAAGAUGUGUAUGGAAAAGAAAUUGUUAGGUCCAAGUAUGUAUACUGCAUUUUCUCUGUUAUCCAUUAUCAGUAUCAUAAUAGACACAUUUUUGACUUUUCAAACAGUGAAGUCUCCAUAAAAUAAGUGUCCGAAUUCUGUGUAUAUAUAUGCUUUUCUUGCAUAAAUUGUCUUGCAAGGACAAUUUUUUAUUAUUCCUUAGAAAAAAUACAGGCCAUAGUUCAGUGCAUCUCACCACUGAUUAUGAGCACCUGUCUAGAAUUUUUAUUUAAUUAAAAGAUUUAUAGUCUUUUUCUGUCUUUAUGAGUACAGUGGUACCUCUACUUGUGUUCACUUCCAGUUACAUAUCCUUUGGGAUACGUACGUGGCAAAUCUGGAAGUAUUUUUCCGGGUUUCACCGUGCGCGUAUGCCCAGAAAUGGUCCCUCCAGUUGCGGAAACCUUGGGAUCUGGUCAGAGCUCUGGUAUGGAUCCCGUCUGCAACCCGAGGUACCACUGUAAAUCUCAUUCAAGUUGGCUUAUACAAUAAGAGAGAAAAAUACAGUUUAAAACCAUAAUAUAAGACUUGCAACCUUCAUAUAUCCCAAUGCCAUCUGGACUGAAUGAAAAAGAGAAAUGCAGCUGGGAGUUGUUAGUUUUCUGAUGACAUCUCUGAUGGCAGUUUCAUGUUAACAGUGAAAGCUGGUGCCCAUCACAACUGGUAGGGAAGAAGGGAAGGAGGUCACCAGCCAUAGACAAUAAUAUUCAGAACCAACUAAUUCAGGUUUUGUCCCCAUCCUUCACCCUGUAACACUAAGACUAAGGAGGAGAAGGUUGAUAGCCAAUGCCACCUGCUGAACUAUUUGUAAAUGGGGACAGACAGGUGGGAGCUGGUUGAGGCAGACUGAUAUUGAUGGUCCAUUCAUUCUAAUAGACCAGCCUCUGCUGGAUGUUACAUAGCAUGGGAGACAGCAGAGAACCCAGCAGUGAUUUAUAUCACAAGAGAUGUGGAGCAAUCAAAAGUCCAUCAUCAGCACCAUAAGGAAUCUGCUAUCCAAAGCACAAUACCCCUUGAGUUCAAAUAUACAACAUAAGGUAAACUAAUUUAGGCAAGAGUUGAAAUGUUAAUUUUUCCCCCUGCCUGUGAUUUCAGAUUUGCGAUUAGAAAAAUCAUGCUUCUGGAAUUUAGGUAAGUGUUUUUGGAGAAAGAAAUGCAUUUUAAAAUGAUAAUCUGCGGUAGUGUCUUACUGGUUCAAAAAUCUCCUUUGCCAUAAAUUUACUAAUUGGCUAUUAGCAAUCCACUAUAUCCCAGCUUAAUCUCCACAUCCUCCAUCUGCAAGAUGGAGAUGAUAAUUUUGUUUGUUUGUUUGAUACAUAUAUAGCCCACCAGAAAACUCAAGGCAUUGUCACAACGACCCUGUAAGGUAGGAUAGACCAAGAGACAGUGACCGGUUCAAGAUCACCCCUGAGCUUCAUGGUUGCCUGGGGAUUUGAACAUGGCUCCCUAGUCCAACACUAACCACUGUGCAAUCCUGGCUCUAUCUCUGAAUAUAUCUUACAGGGUCGUUAUAAGGAUUGCUGACAUAAUUUGUAUGAAAUGCUUCAAACAUUCUAAUUUCUGUACAAAUAAUAUUUGUAUUUACCAUUACUAAGGCAAGGAUGAAAUACCAUAGCUGUUUGGAAAGAUAAUGUAGCUCAUUCCUUCACCUGGCCAUAUCCCAGUGUGUCAUAAGCUAUAUAGUUGAAACUACAGGAAAUACAAUGUUAUGCCAGCUAAAGUAUAGGUUUUUGUUUAACUCUUCCAAACUUUUAGAGAAAACAAAGCUUCCUCCUGCUUCGUUUUUUUUCCUGUAAGCAGUGAUGACACUCUGGGUGUUUUAUGUAACUUUGUUGAAACCUUUGCUUUUGCACUGAGCCUGUAAUGUACAGUGGUGCCUCGCAAGACGAAAAGAAUCCGUUCUGCGAGUCUCUUCGUCUUGUGGUUUUUUCGUCUUGCGAAGCAAGCCCAUUUAGCGGUUUAGCGGAUUAGCGCUAUUAGCGGCUUAGCGGGCUUAGCGGAUCAGCUGAUAAGCGGCUUAGUGGCUUAACGGAUCAGCUACUAAGCGGCUUAGCGGAUCAGCUGAUAAGCGGCUUAGUGGCUUAACGGAUCAGCUGUUAAGCGGCUUAGCGGAUCAGCUGAUAAGCGGUUUAGUGGCUUAACGGAUUAGCUGUUAAGCGGCUUAGCGGAUCAGCUGAUAAGCGGCUUAGCGGCUUAGGAAAAAGGGGGGGGGGAAACCCGCAGGAACUCGCAAGACAUUUUCGUCUUGCGAAGCAAGCCCAUAGGAAAUUCGUUUUGCGAAGCACCUCCAAAACGGAAAACCCUUUUGUCUAGCGGGUUUUCCGUCUUGCGAGGCAUUCGUCUUGCGGGGCACCACUGUAUAAACUUUUAAUGGGAUGUGAUCCUUGCCCAAUUAGAUUGAAAAACCUCUGAGCCUUUGCUGGAAGAAUGGAGAUGGGCUGGGUAAAUAGGUCUUUGGAUGGAACACAAAUAAAUUUUCAUAAUGGGGCUUGGAGGAGCCUCGACAUGUGCUAGAUGUAGAAAAGGUUUGUUGUUUUGGUUAGGGCAGUGGUUCCCAAACUUACUCCUCUCCCAUGGACUACUAGAAAAUCGUUGAUGGUGGACCACGUAAAUAUUUUUCUGCUGGUAGUGGCAAGCGUAAUGCAGAGGGAUAGAGGCAGUGGUAUUGUUAUUGCUUCUUCUGUUUAUUAUAUUGUAAUACAAUGUAUUACAACUUGCAUUCCAAAGAUUUCAAAUUAUAAUACAGUAAGAUACAAUAUAGGAAAUUUUAAAACCCCAAUAUGAAUAAAAUUUAAAAAUCAGUAUGAAUAUUUAAGGGGGACAUGCUGCAGACCAGCUGAAUGACACUUGAAGAUCACUGGUGGUCCACAGACCACAGUUUAGGAAACCCUGGGCUAGGAAGAAGCAAGUUAUAAGAUGCUGUAGGGAGGAGGGGGAGUGCAUGGAAGUUAUUUGUGGCCACUCUAGGUUGAAUAUCCUCAACUCCCAAAUAGGUUUUUGAUUUUGCUUAUGCUUGUGAAACCAAGUUGUCCUGCUUUUUAGCGCAUUCGCAAGUGUCCAUCCUGUCGAUUCAAUUUUUUCCACAAUUCAUGUUUUAUUUGGUGUAGUAAUGACUUUCCUAAAGCCUUUCUAUGUUAGGCUGAUGGCUUUUAUUUCAAGAGACAGGAGGCAUUUGCCUUUGAGUACUAAAGCAAGUGUCCGCUAAAGUGCGUGUCGCAAGUAGGAGGGAUGCUUAUUCUUAUUCUCCUUACAAAAUCAGCAUGAAUUAGUGUUCAGGCUAAUGUAGUGCUUGUACCAAGUACAUGUAAAACUUCUUUAAUGAACAGAGUGUUCCAGAGGGCUAAUUCAUGUGCUGUCCUCACUCAGAUUGAUUUAAAUGGCCCUGGUAACUUUUAUUGCAGUGACCUGUGUUGGAGGCGACAUUGGAAGCUACGUACAAAUCAUAUAGAUGACUUUUUUAGUUUUUUAAAAAGAUCAUUAUGUUUCUUGUCCCCCGAUGAAUGACAUAUUAGAUGGGUGGUAACUCUCUUGUCUUUUCACUUUUCACAGCCAGUACCUUGAAAAUUACUUGUGGAUGAAUUAUUCUCCCGAGGUGUCCAGCAAGGCUUAUUUGAUGUCAAUCUGUUGUAUGGUGAAUGAAAAGUUCAGGGAGAACGUUCCCGCAUGGGAGGUAAUAGACUUCAAUUAUAGCCUGCAGUAACUUUGAGCCACAAUUUGCAACUUUCACAUUGCCCACUUAAAGUGUCGUCGCAUGUCAGAAAGCGCAAUACCGGCUGUCACUGUGCCUCGUCUGAAGUCGUCUGCCGCGGCCUUUUAAAACAACAGCAGGCUCCUGUUAGAGAAUAGCAAGGGACAGUUGAAAGGUUUCACAGUGGAAGCAGGAGAAAUGUGAAAAGAAUUGUUUCAGUGAUUGGAGGUGUUUUCUCUGCGUUGUGACUUGACAAAGUCUGGCACUUAAUGGCGAAGUUUUUUGUGCUGUCAAAAGAUAAUGGCAAGAGAAAUGUUUGUUUCUGUAGGACAGCUUUAUUGGAAACUGGAGAACAAGUUUGCUUUGGGGCCAUUUUACAUUAUCAAUAGUUUCCAGUCUCCAUGGUUCCAUCUUCCAGUAAUGCUAAGAGACAUCCUUACAUUAAGAGGCAUGCCUGUGGUAAUGCAAUGAAGCGUUCUUUGGGCAGGGGGUGGGAGCAUAGUGACCUUGGUGGAGGCAGAGGAAGGAAGCAGCAAUACUGCUAGGAUUUUUGGAAUGGGGUCUUGGUUUCCAUUUGGAGCCAAAGGAGAUGAAGUUGGAUAAUACACAUUUUUGUUAUGUAAGUAGCAGCCUUGAGAGUUCCAGAGGGGAAGUAAUAAGUUUUAACUAAUUAUUUCCCUGACAUAUUCCUGAUUUUUUAAAAUUAAAAAAUGCCUCUCUGAAGCUGCAUUUCAAGAAAAGCUUCUGUCAGCAUAUCUUGUUUGGGUCUCAGUUUAUUUAUUUAUUAUAAAAAGCCUUCAAUUUUCUGUACACGGUCUAUUUCUACUUUUACUUUUUGAGUUUUCACUGAUAACCCAAUUUCUAUCAUGCUGCAGGACACAGGUCUGUUGUGAGUGAAUCACUUCUGUUAUUUGCUAGUUUGCCCCCAUUGUGAUCCUUUGUACAUUCAGAAAAAAGAUGUUGUGCUUACCCCUCAGCUGGGUAUAGAAGUGUGGGUAUUGUAUUUGGGUACUACCCAACUAUUUCUCCUCAAGAAGAUAGAAGUGAUUGGUCUGACUCCUGCUUCUGUCCCUUAACACUCUUCAGCAAUUAUAUCCAGUGUUUAAUAGGAGGAAACCCAUUAACAGACCUAAAUAAUUUUAGUCCAUUGAUUUCAGUGGAUCUACUCUGAGUAUAACUAAUAUUGAAUAUCACUCAUUGUCUUUUGCAUUGUUCAAAGAUACAGCUGUUGUUGGUGUUCAUCACCAAAUUGCUUACUGUGAAGCACAAACGCUACAAUGCUACGAUUCCUACUACAUAGCUAGUUCUGGCAGUAAACCUAUGAGCAAAUGGCCAGUCUGUGCUUGCCAACAGCUUACAGUUGUCAUGUCCAGUGAGUGCAUUCCCCCACUAUGCAUCCACACAGCAUAGAAAUAUGAAAAAGAUGUUCCAUGUGAGCUAACUUCUGACUUUAUGUUCCCCUUAGACAUUCAAAAAGAAGCCAGAGCACUUUCCGUUCUUUUUCAAACGUGUGCUGGAUGCUUCCUUGGCUGAGAGUGACAGCGAGUUCUCUCUGCAGGAGCAGACCAUACUCCUGCUUUUCCUUGACCACUGCUUCAACAGUCUGGUAAGCUUUAUUCUUCAGAGAUUUGUCAUUGUUGUCAUUUAUGGUGUGUUUGGCAAAUAUGGCAGUAGUGUCCAUAGUCCUGUCUACUCAGAGCAGCCUCUUCUUGUUAGCAUGCUGUGCCUUUCCACAUUCAGUUGCACAGUAUUCUUCUGAAGGAGUCCUCUUAAGUGGCAUUUAUUACGCUAGGAUUCCAAAGAUCCAUUUAGAGCCAUUCCCAAUGCCUGCUCCUCAACUAGAGAUUGUAUUUCUCUUAAGGAUAAAUCAGAGCCUAUGUUUGAGCAGGUUCUGCAGGUGUUCCAAGACCUCUUUCACUGGGCAAAUAUUCAGUAGCUAAGCCCUAGGAUUUAGUAAGUGGGACUUUCAUGAAAGUGUCGUAUUGCAGAGUAACUUUUGAUCAGUGUUCCUGCUAGUCUUGUCCUCUUUCAGGCUACUCUAGCCUCCCUCUUCCUCACCUUCCCCACCGAUAUUUUCUUUCUCAGUAGCCACAUUGGGCUACAUAGCCGAUAGAACUCUGCAUCUUUGUUUGCUCUUAGUAUAUAUGAUUCUUCAAAUGGACAGUUAAGUUUUCCUUUUGGUUAGCAUUUGGCUUUAUAGAGGCUUUAUAUAGUUAUGACUCGGAAGCCACUCCUUGCACAGAAAAUUAUAUAGACGCAGAUGAUAACCCCUUAACAUCAUAUCUGCAAAAAAAUUGACCCACCAAACGAAGUGCAUUAGUGGGGAUUUUUCUUCUUUUUCCUGCUUUUGGAGAACUGACAAGCCAUGAUUCGUGGCUCACGGGCCGUGUUUGGUUUAUGGAAUACUAGUGAUCAUGGCCAGCUGUAGAUUAUUUAUUCCCCUUUCUUCAUGGAAUAGAGCUUUCCUGACUUACCACUGCAGCCUUCCAAAAGCCAUUCUGGAGGGUUUGGAGGCCCUCCCAGUAGAGCAUGGGAGGUGGCAUGUAGAGGCUGUAGUGGGAAGGGAAUUGCCAAAAGUUGGGGGCACCCCUUUUUCCUUGUGCAACUAGAAGUGCCUUUCAUUUGUGCAACUGUCGUUUUGAAUCCAAGCCUCACAACCAUACUAAUAGCCUGUUCUGUUUCUUGCAACAGGAAGUAGAUUUGAUCAGAGGGCAAGUCCAGCAGCUUAUCUCCCUGCCCAUGUGGAUGGGCCUGCAGCCUGUAAGUGUUUCAUAAAGAAUGCAGGGAACCUUUGAAGCAUCAUGUGGACAUGGAGGUUCACUGGACCAUUUCUGCUGCAUUCUAAUGAACCGUUGCAUGACAGCUUCUGCUGUCAGAGAUUUAUUGCUAUUUUAAUCAGCGGUUUUGGAGACUUUUAAAAUCUUCUGCCUUUACAAUGGGCAAGCGUAAGUUCUUGUUCAGUUUGGGGUUUUGAAAUUACCUUUGGGGCACCCAAAUUAGAUGGAUGGAAAUACUAGAGAUCUAGCUCAUCAUACUAUUAAGAAUUAAUUGUCUCACCCUUUUAGGCUCGUCUGGCACUCGAAUUGAAAAAGACAUCAAAGCUUAGAAAAUUUUGGAAUUUGAUCAAGAAGAAUGACGAGAAAAUGGAUGAAAAUACUCGGGCACAGUAAGUUUAAUAGUAUUGCUUUAAAAAAAAUCAUGUGUGGGGAUUGUAAUUUGCUGUCUGUGAAGAAAAGCUGUUUUGGCAAAGGCCCAUUUGUACCUCAUGCUGCUUGGGGAAAGCAGGAGUUGGACUGACUAAGACCCCACAUCUGCUUGCCAUCUGGGUAUAGUGCUUAGUGGAUGUGAUACAGUGCAGCUGUACCACAAUAUGUUCCUGCAUAUUAUACUGGCAUACUUGGUUUAUUCAUCCAGUACUGACACAUGAAAUAGACUGACCAGGAACCUUCCCCAAGUAAGCCAGGUUGAAAGACAUGCAGUAAGACAACUGCUUAUGUGAGAACAUAAGAUGAGCCUUGCUGGGUCAGAACAGAAGCUUAUCUAGUCCAACGUUCUGCUUCCUGCCAUGGUCAACCAGAUCCAUCUGGGAAGUUCAUAAGCAGGAUGUGGAAUCAUGUGUUGUUGUUCUUUAGGGCAUUUCAGGAAAGAAGAUUCCUUUCGCAACUGAUCCAGAAAUUCAUCUCUGUAUUAAAAUCAAUACCCAUUUCAGGUAUGUAGUGCAAAUUGUAAGUGCAUGGGCUUAUGCAAGAGACCCUCUUCUCUUUUACCUUGCCCUUUCCCCAAAUUUAGGCAUCCCAGAUGAAAAUGUGAUUUGUGCCGUUUCAGCUUAUUGCAGCUUAUAGUAUCUUGGAGGGAGGGCAUGCAUUCCUGCCUUGAGAGCUAGCUCCAGAAUGGGAGCAAAAUCAGCAUGCUAUUAAAUGCACAGGAGUUCUAUUCUGUAGAAUACAUUAUUUGAAAAAUUCUCCUCAUUACACGACUUUGUUUCUCUGAUGCAAAACAAAGGGAGAUUUCUCUGAACCCUUUUGUGGGGAGUUUUUGUUCUUGUUGCACUGUGUAGAAUUUGCUAGACUGACGUAGUGACUUUACUUUUGACGUGAUUCAGUUGAAAAGCAGUCAAACAGAUUUGCUAAAUAUCGAAAGGGAACUGUCUUUUUUUAAACUAGCUUCAGUUCUUCAAAUGAAUAGGUCACUUGUAAUUUCUCAGAAAACUACUUUCAAAUUCAGCGUCGCAUUGUAAGUUUGAAGUAAUGGCAAGUCUUAUUCAUGCAUAACUUAAGAGUCUGUGCUUGCCCAACUGCAAAUUAGCUCUCUACUUUAAACAUACUUGGCUUCGCAUUAAAUAUUAUUUGGUGAUUAUUUUUUAAUAUCCACCAGGAUUUCUCUCCCUGCUGAAAGACCCGACACCUCAAGGAUAUCUCUCCACUGAGGGUUUAUUUUUAGAAUAGACAAACUUGGCCUGAAUAUUUUCUGCUUAUACAGGGAAUAAUAAUUCUUAUUUUCUGCGGCCGCUGCCACCUCCUAAGUUUUGAGUUGGAAGUAAGGUAGGAGAAUGCCAGGGACCUCUUUGGCUGAGGAGCCCUAAGAAACCUCUCUUCACUGCCUGCCCAGCCUUUUGGCUUCACAGCGUGAAAAUCAUGUGGGAAAAGUGUUGGAAGCUGUUGCCUGAAGGUGAUUUGUGCACCUUCAGAUACCUGCUCCCAACCUUGCAUACUCUCACCCUGUCUGACCUUCCCUUCUGGAAAUACCAGGUCAGUUGGAACAUUGGGUACCGUUGCCUUAAGGUGCUCUGUUCAGCUUCAGGCUCCCCAUGUGGAAUGCUCUCUCCAGGGAAGUUUGCGUGGCACCUUCAUUAUACACCAGGGCUUUCCAAACUUGGGUCUCAAGCUGUUUUGUACUACAGUUCCCAUCAUCCCUGACCACUGGACCUUCUAGCUAGGCAUGAUGGUAGCUGUAGUCCAGAAACAGCUGAAGACAGCUUUAGGCACCAGGCGAAACCAUCCCUCUUCAGCCAGGCCUUUGGCUGACCAACACCCUAUAUCCUUUUAAGUGUGUUUGUGGGAGGGGUGGUUUUUGCUUUCUUCUGUUUUUAUUAUGUAUUUUGUGGUUUUAUCUUUUAUUUUUAUGCUGUGAACCGUCCUGAGAUCUGCGGAUGAAAAGCGGUAUACAAAUUCAAUGAAAAAAGUAAAAUAAAAAAUAGUUGUGGCAGUCCCUGAUGUGCCAGAAGAAGGAAAAAAAGGCAUUUUCCUUGGCAAACUGAACUGUAAUUGAGGCACAAAAAUAGAAAUUGUUUGGCCAUCUCUGCCUAGAACCAAGGGUCUUGAAAUAACUCUUAAGCAUCAGCAAAAUUUGAUUUGGAUGCAUUAUACAUCAGUUCCAGGAUUACUUUUUUAAUUACCUGUAUUUACUUCUAGGUCCUCUCUCUAUGGAUAAAGUGCAUUACUGUGAAAGAUUCAUUGAACUCAUGAUAGAUCUAGAGGUAUGCCAAAUAUGGGAUAAAUAUAGUGAUCUACUGUAGCAUCUAAGCCUCUUGAAUAACUAAAAUAUGUGCUGCGUUAGUCCUAGUGUUGAAGCAGCUGACUGAAGUAUGUUUAACUCGCACAUAGAGCAUAGGAAGUCCUCUUAUACUGAAUCAAACCUUACACUGAAUCAGAUCAUCAGUCUGUAUAGCUUAGGUUUGUCUACACGCUGACUGGAAGCAGCCUUCCUAUGGUAUCUAUAUUGUGAGAAGGUCCUAGCAAGGCUUUCAAAAUCGUUGUUAUUAUUUUUUAAAAUGCCUAGCAGCAUUCUUCUGGAUUUCCUGAAAAUUUCCGUUUUGAAUAGCGAACUAGUUCAUGCAUCGGUAACUGACAGGAAUCAUAUCACAUAUGACUGCCUUUGUUUUAUUUUAAGAUGUGUAAAAUUAUUUCAGCAGCAGAGACUCUGUAAAAAAGUGUGGCUGUGUCACCCACUCUGGAUGCAGUUAGCUACGAAGCUCCACGGCUUUAAUCUUCAAUAGAAAUGUGAUAUGUUCUCAUAUUUGUUUGCUCUGCUAAAAACUCAAUGUUUCCAAGGAGGGACAUGGCUGGUAUCAUUGAGCCUAUCCACUCUGAACAGGAUUCUGGCCCCAGAGAGAGGGUAUGCAAGAUAUUCAGCAGGGAUGCUGCUGGAUCGUAGCCAAAAUGCCAAGCAUCAGAACAUUUCAUGUAGGUUCAUUCUGCGCUAAGGGCAUUACAGGAGAGUUAAAGGAGUUCAGAUAGUUUCUGAAGCCUGUUGUGCUGAUUGGAACUGGCAAACCAGAAAUCGUCUAUAAAAAGCCAUCACAUUUGUUCUCCUGUAGCUUGUCCCAUCUGAACAGAGUGUCUUUACCUAUACUUAAGAUCCCUUUUCUUCCCCCAGGGCGUUUCAGGGUUUUGUAUUCAGUUACAUCUAUAUUGUGAUUGAGGCUAAACUGCCGGAGCAUUUCAGCGAUUAGCAUGACUUUGGUGGAAGUGAGCCAUGUGCUCCCACCAGUUCAUUUUUUAUUGUCAAUAAAUAUGCCCCCCCCCCCUUUAAUCAGUUCAGGCUUCUCAUUGCCAUUAACUGUGCUCUGUAUGUCUAAAACCUUUUGACAGUUAUGGCCAUAUAAGGUGUUUUGCAUUUCUUAUUUCAUGUAUUUCUGUAGUAUGGAGCUGUAAUGAUCGAAAUAGCUGUAUUGCAAUAGUCUAUUGACCCCCAGUUUCUGCUGCGGUUUUUGACAUCUGACAAGGAGAUAUUUUAGGAGGAUUUUUAAAGAAAAGAAACAUUUUUGUAAUAUUUUAUUAAUGAAUAAUUUAGAAAUUGUUGUUUAAAUGAGAAGGAGAGGGCUUAAUUCUUCACAUGGCUGCUCAGGAGUAAAUCCCAUUGAAUUCAAUGGGACUUCUCUGUUUUUGGUUUUGUGUUGUUUCUGAUCUUUGUUUAAAUUAGCCCAUUGGGCAAGCCCUGUGUGCAUUGCACAGAUACUACUAUCAAAAUGGAUAUUGCAAGGACCUCAUGACACCUAAUCACUACCACUACCACCUUUUUUUUGAAAGCACUGAAUUCUAACCAGUUUUCUAGUUACUAACAGCCUCCCAAAUGUUGACAUAUAUGUGAUUGUUUAUUUUAUUAUUAUUAUUAUUAUAGGCCCUACUUCCAACACGACGCUGGUUUAACACGAUACUUGAUGAUUCCCACCUCGUUGUGCAUUGUUACUUAUCCAGCCUAGCCAAAAGGGGCAAGGAGGGUCAUCUUUUCUGCCAGGUACGACUCGCUUUGAUUUUGCAGAGCACUUCUUUCAGCACCUCAAAAUCCUCGCUAGCCAAGGCAACACAACAUUAUUACCAAAAAAAAUACAGCAUCACAGCUGGAAAGUGAUGGUUGGCAACCACUGCUUGCUGUUGGCCCCUGUUGUGUUGCUUAAUGAGAAGCAUGUAAUACAGGAAGGCAGCAUAGUGCAACUACAAUGGCUAAACAUUGCUGACUUUGGGGGGGACACUAGAUGGAGAACAACUAUGGCUGAAGCAAUUUUGUUAAACCUGCUUAUAUUUGGGUUUUUUAUGCUAAAGCCAAUUUUAAAAGUAUGGAUGAGCUUUAGGGAGCUGCACCUAGACUAGGGGCAAUUAUUGGCACAGCUCUCAAUAUUACCUGCAAGGCCAUCUUCCCACACCUGAGAUCAUAAGGAGCAGGUAGAGAUGCGGCUGGAUCAGCUGCGCAAUCGAGUUCCCCCACUGCCCAUCAGCUGCAUCACUGAGUUCCUCUUGGGGAAUUUGAUUGUGCAGCUGAUCCCUGCACAAAGCAGCUUUGCCAGCUCUAUGAGCAUUGGGCCGGCAAAGCCCCUCAUGCUACACUUUCAGUGCCUGACAACCAGCCUCCUUUUGAACACUUGGGAAGCUCAGUGCAAGGGACUUUGGCAGGGGCAACGGGCAACCCACCUGUCCAUCUUCUGGCGCUUUAAUGUUGUCAGGUCAGGGUUGCCCUGCAGGGGUGGGGACAGAUAACAAUCAGGCCUGCUGGGCCUCAUCUAACACACACACAGAAGUGUAAUGUCAGAAUACAUUUAAACAAAUGUUUACUGUAUGUAUGACUAAUGUUGGAUGUCGGCUCACUCAUGAGGUGUGUGCAUAUUCUGGACGUGAUAAUACAUCCUUUACUUCCCCUUUGGUAGAGGGAGAGUAAUAAUGGAAGGGUGAGAGAAAACAUGAGGAGCAAGGUUCCAGCUUCUCCUCACUAUGUUCUCUUACAGCUGGCUUGUAAUGGACUGAAAAAUGAAAUUGCCUUCUCUAAGCAAUGAAAUGAUACAACUUGUUUUGUUUGUUUUACAUUUUGGAAAUAAAAUGAAAUAUCCCUCGACUAUAUAGUCUUGGGCCCCAUGUGGUGGUUGAAGACCCUGCUUUUCUGUAUAUCUAAUUUGUCACCAUUUUGUUUCAGCUUUUAGACAUGCUCAAAUUCUACACUGGUUUUGAAAUUAAUGACCAGACUGGAAAUGCAUUGACAGAGAAUGAGAUGACUACUAUUCACUAUGACAGAAUUACUUCCCUCCAGGUAUUUAACGGCCUCGGGUAUAACUGAAGGCUUUCACAGAGGUGUAAGAUUGCUUGUCAGAAAAGGGGUGACGACAGACUUGGGGAGGAAACCACCUCAUUUGGAAGCCUGGAAAUAGUGCCAGUUUCAUGGGUGGAUAUGUCUGUUCUUAAUAUGAAUAAAGUACUGUUGGUAAAUAAGUGCUCAUUCAGGAAACUUUGAUGUUUGGGGGCAUGUCCUUGGUUUAGUAAGUGGAUAGUACUGAAAGUCAGCUGCCAAAGCCCUGUGCAGAUAGCCAGUCCGUCCAGGCAGGGGGGAAUUUGAAUCAUGCUGGCAUUCCCCAACUCCCACAGCGUGGUGUAUUGUCCCUCUCCUGAUGUUUGCAUUAAGCUUCAUGUUAACAUAGCAGGCAGUCCAUACAUACAGAUACAGUAGGGUUUGAAAUGUUUGGCCCCUCUCCCUUGUAAUCUUUGCAGCUUCUGUUAGAAUUAAAAUAGCUGCCGUGUCUUUUUUGUUCCGACUGUUUUCUUAUCAACCACCCUAUCCUAACCAGUAUUCAGAAAAAAAUGGACAUCAUUGAGUUGCAUCCAACAAAGUUGCAUCCAUUCAUGCCUAUAUAUUGGGAUAUCCUCUCCACUUCCUGCAUGCCUCUUCCCCAAGUCUGUUUUGGGGAUUCCCCCAGCCCUCUAAAGCAGAUUUGGGGGUCACACACAGAAAAUAGAGAGAGAGGUGGGGACGAAGUCUUGUUGUGCAGGGUGCAGGUGGAAGUCCUUGUGCUAAUGGGACAGCUUUGUUGGUUACAGCCCAUUAUAUGGAAGUGUGACACAGUUCUCAUGUGUGAACUCAGAUCCACCAAUGAUGUAGUCCUUGCUGUGAGCUAGCCUUACGCUAUUUGUGGGGGUUUGUACUUGGCCUGUUAAAUUGCAGAGUGUUGCAUAAGUCACGUUGCUGAGUAAAGAUAGCAUUUGAUUUCUCAUCCGGGUUCUUGGUUGGAUUCUAGAGAGCCGCCUUCGCACAUUUCCCAGAACUCUACAAUUUUGCCCUCUCAAAUGUAUCUGCUGUAGACACACGUGACUCCCUCAUAAAACUUUUUGGGCCUCUGAGGUAAGUUACAUUUUAAUUUCUUUUAUUCUCAUCAUUUGCUUCUUCUGGGUGUGAAUGAUUUGGUGCGGGGAGUAGGAAAUCCUACAGGUUCACCGUGAGUUGCUGAUUGUUUGAGCAACAGUUAGAAUUGGAAGCCCCCUUUAACAACAACAAAACCACACCACAGCUUGGUUAUUCUAGUAAUAAUUGCCUAAAUAAACCCUGAAAUGUUUGCCUAAAUAGAAAUAGUGGCCACCUGUAGUAACCAAGCAGUAGAUAAAUUUAAAACUAUGAUUCAGAGAAUCAUGAGUGAUCUCUUGUUUGGUUUAUCCAAAUAAUAACUCCCCAACAAAAAUUUAAGAGGGGUGAAGGGAGGGAAAACAAAGCCAGCUUCUGAAAGGCAGUAUCUCUUAGUAUAUGUGUAAAGGCUAUCUGGUUUAUAGCCUUAACACCACUGUUUGAGGGUUUCGUAUGUCAAAAGAAGUUGUUGAAUUUGUCUGAUUGUAGGUUGUUUUUUAAUUAAAAAAAUAUGAAUAAUAAUCUCUGUCAAGAAUCCUUUCAGUGUUAAGUUCCUUGCAUAAGAGCAAAGAGUGUUAGCUAAAAUGCAGAAUGGCCUAGAUCAAAAUCUUGGUCAGUAGGCCACACAAAUAGUUAUUGUACUUUUUGGGGGGAGGACACUGACAGAAAUUCAAAGCAAACAGCUCCAUUUAUUAAGCUCAAGCGCUAUGUGACUUUUGCUUUAUUCUUUUUUCUUCAGUCCAGAAACACUCCACCAGGUGGCAUCCUAUCUCUGCUUAUUGCCAGCCCUACCUGAAGAGGAAAAUACAAGCUAUGACAAAGAGUUUCUGCUCGAGCUGCUGGUAAACAGCCUUAUGUCUGUCUUUGCUGGGUCAAGCUGUUUUCCUUCUGUACAAUGAUAUCUGUGAUGUUGAAUAGGACACCAUGAUUCUUUAUCAAGGCAUUAGAGGGCAGGCCGGGAUUUUUUCCCCCCCUUCUGCCCUUGGGUUAACGCAAAUUCUGCACCAGAGACUCAGUCAUAGUCUGGGUCGGGCUGCAAAUCCCUUGGGUGCACUCCAAACCCUAUGCACUGUGUUUUCACAUCCUGCCAUUAGCACAAAGAAUUGUCAAGAGUACAUGAAUUCAAAGUUUCAAUAAGUUAUAUAUUAGGAUCUGAAAGGAGAAAGGUGACAACUUCUUUUUAUCACGGUAGAUUUCAAAUCUGACUAAAAAGAAUUAGUUAGCUGAAAUAGGGUUGUGUAUAAGCAGUGCUUUUUUAGGGGUAUGUAUACGCAUCCCCCUAAACAUUUCAUGAAUCUAAGUUUGGCCUCAUUGAGGGGCAGUGUUUCAAUAUGAGUAGGAAAAUGAGAGUACCCCUAAACAUUUUUUUAGAAAAAAAGCACUGGGUAUAGGCAUGCAUAGGCCUCCUAGGUUAAGAUUUUUGCCUAACUUUGCUGUGUUGUGUUCACAUUUGUUAAAAUGUAGUAAUUGGGGGGAAAACAUAAACGUAGAGCAGGGAUUUUGGGGGGAGGGUGAAACUUAAUUCCUAUAGACCAUUUUUAAAUUUUAACUGACCCUGUUCCUUUGAUUCCCCCCCCCCAGCUUUACCCCUCAAAAAUCUCCCAUUUAGCAAGGAUUUUUUCUGACAUUACUAAAGGAGUCAUAACCUCAUGGUCAAGAGCUGGGCGUUGUUGGAGUGAAUGGGGCUUUAGUUGACAUAUUAACGCAGUGUUUCUCAAACUCGGGUCUCUCGCUGUUUUUUGUGCUACAGUUCACAUCAUCCCUGACCACUGGCCCUGCUUGCUAGCUGGGGAUGAUGGGAGUUGUAGUCCAAAAACAGCUGGAGACCCAAGUUUGAGAAACACUGCAUGAAAUAUUUAUAUUUGCGGCAUAGCAUGGAUAUUUAAGCUAUUUAAUAAAUUCUUCUUUCUAACUGAAUGGUCUUUAAGACCUUUUUAGUAUGAAGGGUAUUAAUUAUUAUAUGAUCUUACCCAAGCAUCUUAAAUAUUAAUCUUGUGAGUUUUUAAAAAUGGACUUGCUUGGGAAAAAUUGUUCAGUGAAGUUGUGCUCAUCACAGUUCCUAAUUUGUCAACAUUAUUCCAGCAGUGCUUGUGUAUUUUCAGGUCUUUACAUUCUGUUUUAGUUGCCCACUCAGCUAGCGCUACUGAACUUUAAUUUGCAGUUACAUUUAUUUAUUCAUGUGUCUCUCAAGAGACUCACAAACAGAUGGAGGCAACAUCCUAACAUGUCUGGUUUGAACUUUGCAUUUUGUGUCACAACGAGGUCACGCUGCUAACUAUUGUGUGAUGCCAUGAAGAUUUACUUGUGUUGGGUGGUGGUUCAAGCUCUCUGCAAUGUUGCUAAUGCGUCGCUGGAUGUGUGCCAUGUGCUCUGAGGCUCUGUUCAAAACUGUAUUCAAAGCUGUGUAGUCUUUCAGCCGACCAGUGGACUGCUGGGGAAGAAAUACAUUUUAAAAUUGUUAUUCAGGACUCCCUUCCUCUUCCCCUCCUCCAAAUAUGUAAUAUGCAGCUUAGAUAGGCUUUUGUUAAUUCUGUGAAUGUCCCAAAUACAUCACAACUUUUUAGACUUACAUAACUGGGUGCUGGCAGUCGCGUAUAGCAAUGUAUCUGGGGUUUUUUAUAUUCCACAAGUUUUGGGACUUAGGUUGUAGAAUGUGUGUGUAAGGUAAAGGGGGACCCCUGACCAUUAGGUCCAGUCGUGGCCGACUCUGGGGUUGCGGCGCUCAUCUCGCUUUAUUGGCCGAGGGAGCCGGCGUACAGCUUCUGGGUCAUGUGGCCAGCAUGACUAAGCCUCUUCUGGCAAACCAGAGCAAUGCAUGGAAACGCCGUUUACCUUCCCGCCAGAGUGGUACCUAUUUAUCUACUUGCACUUUGACGUGCUUUCGAACUGCUAGGUUGGCAGGAGAAUGUGUGUGUAGCCUGGUGCAAGUGUCACAUUGCCCAACUGCCUAACCAUAGUUAGACAACUGAGAAUGCGUUGUAGACUUCCGUGCUUCUCACGCAGUCUCCUAUCCCAUAGACAUCAUCCUCCUUUCAGUUUCAAAUCUCCCUAAACUGGGUUGUAUGUGUCCUAACAUUUUCAAUAACCAUGGUUAGCAAACAACCUAAUGCACAUGUAAUGCUAACCAUUGUUGGAUCCAAAAUUAAGAGAGAAGAGGAAAUGCCUGCAUCAAGGUAAAACAAUUCAUGAACCUACAGCAGAGAGGGGGAACUUUUCCCUCCAGAUGGUGCUGAACUACAACUUGUAUGAGCCCCACAAGCAUGGCCAAUGUCCAGGAGUGAUGGGAGUUGUAGUUCAGCAAUAUCUGGAGGGCCAAAGGUUCCUCACCCGCCAACAGGGUGUUUUUUUUAUGAGUGUGGUGAUCAGGCACAAAUUUUCAUUUUGUUGCGUGUCCUGGCAAAAAUGGAAAACCAAACAAAACAACAAAUAGGAGCGGCUUCAACAAACUUAUAAAAAUGUAUUCAGAGCUAAAUACUGACAAUGUGGCCACAUAUUACUAAAACAUGAUUUGGUGCUAUAUGGAUGAAGCUGAGCAAACCCAAGCAAAGAGACGGGCUGAUAUGUUCUCCCCUUGUGCGGCGUGGAGGAGGGCGUCACUGGGGUUCCUAGUUUAAAACAAACUGGUUAGUUUAGCAAGCCAGUCUCAUAAUCCAUGAUUUGAAGUUACAGAGUAUGUUUUAAACCAUGAUCGCUGGUUUGACUGUAAAGCUGAGCCAGGAUCCUUUAAAAGUGAGACUAAACUCUGAUGAAGAGUGUCUUCCUGGUUGCAUCAGAGGAGGAGAUGGGACAGGAUUGCGCAAGCUCGAUGCUCAUUUAGGAUUGUCCACAUUUGUUCUUGUUUGGCUUAUGUCAUGUGAAUGAAACUUGCAUGUUCAGCAUAAAAUAAAAAGGUUAACUUUCUCUUUGCAAUUUACCUCUUAAACCAGUUGGUGUAAAAUAGUCUUUCCAGUCUUCUUGAGUAUCCUAUAAAUAUUUGUAAUGUUGUUUAGGGCACAUGACAAGAUGUUUUUGUCUUUUCUAGGUGUCCCGGCAUGAAUGUCGAAUUUCUCAAAUUCAGCAGCUCAAUCAAAUGCCUCUGUAUCCCACUGAGAAGAUUAUUUGGGAUGAAAAUAUAGUCCCAACUGAGUACUAUUCUGGUGAAGGUAUGUGUCAGGGAACUGCCAUCAGUGCCGGAGGGAGAGAGCAAAAUCCAGAGGGAUUCUAGAGAGCGUCCCGGGAUUGGGAGAGGCAGCCCAUCUUUUGGGGAAGAGAAUCAGCGUAGCACCAGUGGAGAAGGGGGGCAGAUGGGGGAAGCGGCAAGGCGGUCCCAGGAGUCCUUGCCGAGGACCAGCGGGGAGAGUAGGGGUCCUCCGCUGCCUACGCCCUCCUUGCGCAGAAGGCUUUCGCGCAGAGAGAGUAGGAGGAGACUAGGCAUCAAAGAGCUUCUUUGCUGGAAGAAGUUUAAGAAACGCCCACUGACGGAUUCUGCCAGCGAUUGAGACAGCCACGGGUGAGUGGCUGUCCGGACAGAAAAGGUUCACUCAGGAAACCCAGCCAGAUGUUUGCACCGGCUUACGCACGAGCAACCCCUAGAACCAUCACAGUAUGUUUUCUGGAAAAUGCUUAAAUUUUAAAUGUUUCUGGUCUGCCACUUUGCCUAAGCAUGGAUUGGUGCAGUUGACAUGAUUGGAGUAGUUAUGAUGAUGUACUAUAAAACCUCCCAUAGGGGGCUGCACUCUGUCUUUAUACAAAUCCAGGAUUGUGAUGUAGUGCUAUACAAGUCUCCAGUGGGGGCUGCACAGUGAUGGACUAGUGCAAAUAUUGUAUAGAGUGAUGGCUUCCCCAAGCUCCCAUACUGAUGCAGAAGAACAGCAUGGAGCUUAACCAACCAGCUCCUGCUAGCUAUGUAAUUUUUGAUGGGGGGGGCGGUCUGAAAAGGAAAGCUUGUGUAGAGUAGGCUCCCCUCUACACAAGUGCCCUUUAAUGAAGUGUGGCCCUGCUCCAUGUGAUUGUAAUUGCAUAAAGGUAAUGGCUGAACAAGUCUGAUGUGAUAAACAAACCAACAAACCAACCAUUCCUCCUCUCCCCUUUUUCUUUCCUUAGGCUGCCUUGCCCUCCCAAAAUUGAAUCUACAGUUUCUUACUCUCCAUGAUUACCUCCUGAGAAAUUUCAACCUCUUCCGCCUAGAGUCUACUUAUGAAAUCAGGCAGGACAUUGAGGAUAGUGUCAGUAGGAUGAAACCAUGGUAAUGGAUGCAACUAUAACCUUGAAGUUGUUGGAUCAAGAAAAACUUUCCUCUGUGUGUGAUUUCUCAACUCCCCCCCCCCACCGGUUUUUCUGGGGCCAUUAGAAAGGUGUUGGGUUUAAUAGAGCAUUCCCUAGGGUGACCUUGGGCUGAAUUUCCUGGAUAAAUUGCAGGAAGAGAUGCCGUACCUUGGGCUUGUUAUUCCCACCUGUAGGAUUGGCGGUCCCUUGGUCCCUUCCAAUGGUAUAAUUUUGUAUAUAUUUGAAAUGAUGUCAUUAGCUUUGGCGUGUGUUAGAGAUCUGAAUGCAAAAGUCUCUUGUUUUGACCUUGCUCUUCAGGCAGUCUGAAUAUGGAGGCGUUGUCUUUGGUGGGUGGGCUCGAAUGGCACAGCCCAUUGUCUCUUUCACAGUCAUAGAGGUGGCAAAGCCCAACAUUGGAGAAAACUGGCCCAUGAGAGUCCGAGCGGAUGUCACAAUUAACUUGAAUGUUAGAGACAACAUCAAAGAUGAAUGGGAAGGUAUGUAUAUGUGUGUAGCUACAGCAGUGUGACGUCGCAUCCCCGGUUAUUUGGGGUGAAUGUUAAGUUUGUAUGCUUGUUGUGUUUAAAACGCAUCUUUUCCCUAUUAAGUCCUGCUGCUUAAAGAAAGAAUGCUAGUGCUCUCAGUAACAGGUAGUUUGGGAUCAUCAGUUCUUCCUAGUUCCAUAUUUUUGAAAGGGGGAAGAAAGCAUUCUUUUAUUGGUCUAGCCGUUCUAUGACAGGAGUGAUUAAAAGUUGGUAUGGGGAUAGCUAAUUCCUCUGAGAGAUUUUUGGGCGUGAGCCCUAUAUUCUGACUCAGAAACCUAUGCCCCCCUUUGUGAGACUGAUCUGGAACUGUUGUAACAAUAUGCAGUAUUCAUUCUGUGUCACCAUCCACCCGUUUUCCUAUAUCUACAAAAUGCCAGUCAUUUAAAAUGGGAAUAUUACUUAGAGCUGCAGUUCUGUAAAUCAAUGGGCAUCAGUAAAUAGUCUGAUCAUGCUAAGUCUACUUGGGUAAUAGAUAUGAAAGGUGAGAAAGAUUCUGACUUAAUUGAAAUGAACAUUUCUCUGAUGGGGUUUCUGUGUGUUGUCAGGACUUGCACGCCACUACAGUCUUCUCUGUGUUCCCUAGUGUAUUAUCUCAAGGCAGUGCUUUGCUGCUUGGGGGAUUAUACUUGGAUUGACCUUUUUGGCAAGAUGCAUAGGAACAACUAUUCAUGCUCUGGGGGGACACUGACGGCUAGUUCGGAAAUUCAGCAACAGACGUGUUUAAGAUACGAUGGGAUUGUGUAAUCCUUUUGGUUGCAUGUCCUGAUUCAAAAUGCAGAGCCUGCACUAAAAUGCACUAAAUUAUUGUGAAUUUUUAUAUUUUUAAAACAUUUGUUUGGAUUGGGAUCCUGGCUUCAAGCCUCAGAUAAGCUUCUCUUCCUACGUUCCUACAUUCCUGGUGGAGAUCUUUGUCUUGGAAAAGGUCUACAAAUGUAUAUGAAUAAGAUAAUCACAUAUUAACGAUAGCACAGGGGACAGAGAUAAAGCUGCUACUGGCUUAAUUAUAUGCAUGUCCUUCGAAAACUAUUUCUGUACUAUCUCCCUUUUGCUUUUCACUGACCUAAAUUGUUCAUUUAUUCAAGACAUUUAUAUACCACCUAAUUAUUUGCAUUUCUAACCUGUGUACAUAAAAGCAAAACACAGAAAAUGGCACAAUAAAACAGUAAAAAUGUACCCUAAAACCAAACACUACCUUAAAUGGCCUGCUGAAACGAGACAGUAUUGAUCAUAUCUCUGAAUUCAGCAAGGAGGGUGGCUGUCUAAUCUCAAUUGGUAGGGAGUUCCCCAGGCUUGGACCCACUACACUGAUUACACAGCUUCUAAUUGUUACAAGCUCUGGAUAUGAGCCAUGUGGGGGACCAACUUUAUGAAGCUACAGUAUAAAAUAACCACUACACCUGCAAAUGAUCAGAAUGCACUGACAUUUUCCCUCCAUUUAGGUCUGCGCAAGCACGAUGUUUGCUUUUUAAUUACUGUCCGACCCACACAGCCUUAUGGUACGAAGUUUGACAGAAGGCAGCCAUUCGUUGAGCAGACAGGCCUGGUAUAUGUGAGAGGAUGCGAAAUCCAGGGAAUGUUGGAUGAUAAGGGCCGCGUCAUUGAAGAAGGUAUGUCGAUAAUAUCUGAAAGACCGUCUCCUUCCCUGCAGACCCUCCUGGCUAUUAAGAUCAGCAGAGGGGGCCCCUCUUGAUAGUUCAGGCUGCCUCAGAAGUUUGGGAGGAGGGUAUUUGCUGUGGCAUAUAAUUUAUCGAGCACCCUCCCCACAGAGGUGCACUUGCCUUCUUCACUAUAAAGCUUUUGGUGAGUGAUGAAGACACACCUCUCUGCCCCUGGCAAAGAUGUCUGAGAUAUCUGUUUGCAGAGCCCAGCCUAUUCUUGUGAUUUGUGAUCGGAUUUAACUGCUUUAAAUUUUGAAUUUUAAAUCAUUGUAACUGUGACCAGCUGGUUAAAGGAUGGGUAAUAAAUAAAUAAAGAACAGCUGAAUAUAUUUAGUUAAAAUAUGAAAGUGACAUCUACAUUGCACUUAACGGUAGGCAUAAUUUCCCCGCUAACAGCAUGAAUGUGAUUGUGGCUCUAAGAUGGUGAAUGUUUCCCUCCCUGUAGCAGCCUGGCUAGGAUGGGCAAGCUCAGAAACCCUGAAUAUGCUAGUUCUUGCCAGGCUGUAGCAGUGCUUAUUCUAGAGAUGGUAGGAACAGAGCUGGUUGACCUGAUCCAUUCAGUGACACUGGCUGGUAUGUAGAGCUGACCUAAAUAGUCCCAAUGCCAGUCACCUGUUUUUGGCAGAAUGGAUCACCAGAUGUGAGCCAGGAAGGGACAGUCUUGUUAGGCAGGGGCAAGGAGAGGAGAAAGGGGCAAGGAAAGUUGGAAUCAGUUGGAGAGGAUUGGCCAUGGUGUGAACAGAUUACUCAAAAGUGUUGUUGUUGUUUUGCAAGGCAUUUUCUGUUUAGUUUAUCUUUCAACAACUUUGAACUUUAUUUGCCUUUCAAUGCAAACAGGACCAGAACCGAAACCAAGACUUAAAGGUGAUUCCAGAACGUUUCGAGUGUUCUUGGAUCCCAAUCAGUAUCAACAAGACAUGACCAAUACCAUCCAAAGUGGAAGAGAAGAUGUCUAUGAGACAUUUAACAUAAUUAUGAGGAGAAAGCCAAAAGAAAACAACUUUAAAGUAAGUCAAGGUGCAAUUUUCUGUUUAAAAAUAAAUGUUGAAAGCAGAGUAUUUUUUGGAACUUGUGUCAAUGUGGGCCAUAUGUCCAUUAAAAAAAUGUGUGGUCCUCCUCCUCCCACUGUUUAGUUGUUUGUCUUAAAUCCUAAACCCAUUCAUGGUGAAACUUCAUGCACCUAAAGAGCUAAAUUUCCAAAUGAAUCUAUUGGAUCUUGGACUCACCAAGUUUCAGAUGGAAUCCACAGCGUAGGUCACCUUAUUAUCAAAGCAACAUUAAAUUUGGGCAAAAGGUGGCUAGUGCGUCGCCUUUCAGAAUUGCAAGCAAUGUGGUUCUGCUUUAUAAGCUAUAAUGUAGUAAUGGUUAAAUUAAGAAUAUGCCACCAGGGCAUCUGCCGCUGCUGCUAGCAGUGUAGGAAUCAUGCUGGUAUUUGGGGUUUUCCCCUUGAGUGAAACAGUUUAAAUCUGUAUUGAAUGCUGAAAAGAUUGCUCAGUGUUCUGCUGAAAACAAAAGUUUUGCCUUCAAAGUUUUUAAAAGGUUAUUUGCAAGGAAAGGACAGUCAGACAACCAGAUAAUACAGAAAUGAUUUGGCAGUGUCUCUUUAAUUUCACAUUUUUCUCAUGUUAAAAGUUAAACCAAUUGAUGAGGCUCAGCCUGCUUCUUGGGAUUGCUCUAUCCCGGAGGAUAGGUUAUCCCUAUCUGCUCUAUGCCUCCUUGCUCACAUAACAGAAAAUAAGGUAAGUCAUUCUCACUAAUGACAAAUGUUGGUAGUGUGUCAAGCAGAUAGCAGACAGCUUGAUUUCUCUGCUGAGCCUGUAGGGAGAAAGAUGCAAAAAUCUUAUGUAGUCUCCUAAAUUAAGCAAACAUGACAGCUGUAGAAGCACAAACAUAAAGCGAUAGCUAAAUAUGACAGUCGGCACUUCGCCAUGGUAGGUCUGCCCUCUUGCCUUUUAUUGCUUGUGGCCACUACAUCAAAGAAAUAUUAGUAUUUUGGAGUUUGUUUCCCUUUAUACUAGUCAUCUGUUGAAUAAAUACAUUUUUCAAAGACGGAAUGUUGCCAUUUUUAACCGAUCACCUCAAAUAACCUUGUGUGUCAUAAAUACAGCUGCUGCUUCAUCGAUUGGCAAGAUCAGGUAUUAUGCAAAUCCAUGCAAAACUCCACUCUUCCUGUCUGAUCAUGAGGUGAUGUCCAUCUGCUACGGCACUUAAAAGAGUUUUAUCAGCUGAGCAGAUAACCUGUUUUACUGUUGGAGUUGCCAAUUGUCCUGAAGUGGUGAAACGAAGAUUAAUGCCUAGUGCUUUUAAAAAAUGGAUUGGACUUUCUAGAAAGAAGAAGGAGUCCUUUGCAAUUAUUGGUGCAAUUUUUAGAAUCCUGGUUGCUUUGGCUUACCUGUAAUCUCCUUUUGUGCCGAGUACCUUUACAUGUACUCGGCCAAUAUUAAUUAGUUUAUAAUUGGCAGCACAGUUGCAUUUAGUCUCGGAAAAGAUAAGGUGAUAUAUUUGGAUCUGUACAUGUAAGAGCCUGGAAGCUUUCAAAUUUCACCGAGGUCUUUAUGAGAUAAAGGGCGUCUAAGUCUGAAACGAUUUGGAGAUCAAGGUUACUGGGAAGGACUUCUGUCCUAAACUCUGGAGAGCUGCUGUCUGCUAGUAUACAAUACUGAGUUAGAUGGACAAGUGACCUGAUGUGGUGUAAGAUAGCUUCCUAUGUUUCUAAUGCCCAGGACAAUUUUUGUGCUUUACUACUUGCAAGGCUGUCAUCCAGAGUUGAGCAUUUCCCGAUGGCCCAGGCCUUUAGGAACAGCCCAUCACUGAUCCAAAAUGUUGGCUGGAGCCCAGACAGAUGUGGCUGAUGCUAGCAGCUGCCAUUUUUUAUUUCCCCACAAUACCUCGUUGGCAUUCUUUAGGAGUGAUAUGGCCUCGGGGCUCCAGAAGUAUUGUGAGGAAAUGGCAGGCGCCAGCAGUAAUGUUGGCUGGCUAGACUGACUGCUUUUCUUUUUGCUGUUUUUGCUGCUACCUUUGGCUGUCACCGCUGUAGCAAAGGUGAAAACAUCAACAAAGCCCUGCCAGGGCACACAUACUAGUCACAUCCACGGUAAGAGGAGAGAUGCCCACCCUGAAGCUGCCAAGUGCCCUGACAAACCUGGCACCGGUCUUGACUUCAGGAUCAAGCUUAACAGUAUGUUGAUCAGCAAGAGAUCAGCUGGACAUUAUUUUUUAUGUCCUGCUCUUCGCUUACAUGUUAGAACUAGUAAAUAUCCUCAAUGCAGAGGAUUAAGUAAAGGAGCCAUCCUUCAGAUGCGAGGCCACAUAUUUUGUUUUAAGAGAAAUUUCACAACUUAAUCCAGUUAGGAAGGGAGACAGGGAACUAAGUUGCUUUUAAGUAUGAAGAUCCCAAACUAUUGUUUAUUAGAUAGAACAGUGCCAUUCUGUACAUAUUUAAAGAGACAUUUCCAGAAUAUUAUAGGGUAAAAAAUAAUUCAUAGGAGGCCACAAAUUUUGACGCUGCUUACUAGACGGCUACAGUCUGGUAUCACCUACUGACUUCUGCCAUAUGCAGGAGACUUCAGACUGAGGGUGUUUCCUAGCAUAUUGGACUUUAGAGCAGGCCAAUCUCCAUGCAGUUGGGUGGAAGAGAGCUUCUUGUUGAGUUUUGGAGCAUGCAGAAGCAGUUUGCAUUGCUUUUGCCUGCUUCAGAGCUCUGCAUGGUAUAAGAAGACCCCUUCCUCAAAGAGGCUUCUCACGUCGUGCUGAGCAGGGACUGUCACCAGGGAAGGAGGGAUGCUAGCUGAUGUCAAGCAGGUAAAUGGAUUUUUUAAAGAGUAUGUACACACAUUUUUAUUUUUUAAAAUUUAUUUAUUUGAAUUUUCAACUUAAAAUUUUACAGAGAUAUAUCAAACAUAGAUCAUAAAAACAAGACUCCAAGGAAUCUCCUGGACUUCCAUCCUCCCCUAUUUGGGUCCUAUUAUUAAUCAGUUCCUCCCACAUCUUUUAUGAUAAUCCAAACCCUUUACUUCUUCCAUUGUGUCCAGAAUCAACCUUAAACUACAAGUGCUAUUCCAGUCCUACUAACGAUCUUAACUGUUUACAGUGGUCUUUAAGAUAAGUUCUAAAUCAGGCUUCCUCAACCUCGGCCCUCCAGAUGUUUCUGGCCUACAACUCCCAUGAUCCCUAGCAAGCAGGACCAGUGGUCAGGGAUGCUGGGAACUGUAGUCUCAAAACAUCUGGAGGGGCGAGGUUGAGGAAGCCUGUUAUAAAUUUUCCCCAUUCCUUAUUAAAAUUUUGGUCUUCCUGAUUUCCAGUCAUUUUAGCCAUUUCAGCAUAGUCCAUUAACUUCUGUGCAGCCAUCUACACACAUUUUUAAGAGUAUUCAUUAUUUGUCUAGUAUUUCAUAACAUGGCAAUAAUACUGCAGGUCACGUUUGUAUAUAUUGUUCCACAUGGAGUACUGAAUGGCCUUGGGGCUGCUUUGACUGACCUGGUGUCUCCACCAAUAAAGCCACUGUUUUCUGGUGGUGACUCGUGAUUGCACUGACACAUUUCCCCUCUGCCAUUGCACUCAUGUAUGUCUUUGCUAGGAAGCAGCUGCUGUGUUUUAUGAACAUCCUGCUCAGACAUUACUUCCUUUGCACAGCUGUGCCCUAAAGCUGCUCUUUCUGGAAUGGUUUCUCCGUGAAUCAGAUCUGGGUGAAAGUGACAAAGUAGUCUGUUUUGAUUAGGAUUUGAAUUUCGCAACCUUUAUUAUUAUUUUGUAGAAUUUUUUUAUUAGUUUUCAAUUACAUUCCAAUAGUAGCCUCAUUAUAACAAUGCAAAUUUAUAAUACAAUUAUUAAUACCAAUCAUUCAAAUACCAAUUAAUAUAAUUUAAUUAAAGUGGCCCCGUGUGCUAGAUUUGAUGGCUUUCUGGUUUUCUUUAUUUCUGCAUUCCAAAAUCUUACUAGUUUCAGUUAUAUCCCAGUCAUAAUAAUAAUCCCUUAUACAACAACUGCAAUAUUAAUAACUUAUUUGUGUUGACAUAUUAAGUGAUUUAUAAAAUGUAAAAUGAGGGACUCAAACUUUAUCAUUGUUCUUUCCUGUAUGUAGCAAUUAUUCUGGCUGUGAUGUUUCUUCCUGUCCUUGUAAGAUGUUAUGUCUUUCUCCUGAUUGUUGCUGUUAUCCAUCAUGCUUUGGGCGGAGCUGAUGUCCCAUUGUUGUUCCAGAACUUUCUCCAUCACUCCAUCCCAUGCUUUGUUGUUUUGCACCAAGAACUUUUAACAAUAGCUGCAAAAGUCACUCUGUCCCAGUAAAUAAACUGUUGUCACCAUUUCCCCCCCUCAGCCUGGAAGGAAGUGCGGUCUGUCAAACUACAGAUGACUCAGUAAGAAACCUUUAUCAGUUCCUUGGCAGCACACAGACUCCUUUCAUCCUUCCAGCUGGAUAUAUAUGGCCAAUUGUCCUUCCAAUUAAAUUAAAUUCCAAGUCCUUUAGCGUUAUUCAGUUCAUUUCAUAGAUAAUAAAGGAUGGGAAAGAAUCAGCUCUUAAGUUUCCCUUCCUUUUUCUCUUCUUUACACACACAGUUCCGUUUGAUGUUAUAAUCCAUAUUUUUAAUUCAAUUUCUUCCAUCCUCACUUGUACAAGUAUAAUUUGAACUAACAUUCAGGGGAGGGUUGCCAAAUCAUAAGUAUAGAGAGGAAACCAAACUGUAGGCUCCACUGCCCCCCACCGUCUUUUGCACUGAACGUAGUCUUCUCUCAAAUUCAAACCUUAACGACCUUGCAGUUGGUUCUGUUCCGCAAUUUGUGAUCUCAGCUCUUCUAGCACGCGCCUGUACUUUAGUCCAAUUAAGCUCUAAUUAACAGGAGAACCUCUGCUUCUUAAUGGCAGCGUAGGAUGCUAAAGUGAGGUUAAGCAAACAGCUUCCAGUCUCCUCAUGGAGCCACUGGAGGACAAGGGGGCAUGGCCAAACAUAAGGCUCACCUAGGCUCAUUCUCAUAACAGUAAACCAUAGUUUAUUAUUAUGUCUCUUUGAUUGAGGAGGGGCAGAAUUGGUUUAAUAGAACUAUUUUAUGUGGAUUAACCUUGAAGUUAAAUUGGGGCUCGAUCGGUAACAGCACUUAAGCUUGUUAGAUAAGCAGUCCUUUAAAAGUCCCCUCCUGCGUCUUAUUCCCCACACCUUGUGUUUUCUCACUGUUUUUACAUUGUAACCUGGCCAUUAAUGCCCUGAAGAAUUCAGCUACCAGUACUGCGCAGGAUGAAGAAGAUAGAAUAUAAUCUAUUUUGUCCACCUCUGUUACAGAAUAUUCACUCUGCAGCAAAUAGCAUGUUUGUUGUGAUUCCAUGUUUACAGCAACGUUCCUUUUUUGGCUAAUGUUCCUGCAGAUGAUAUAAAGAUCAGCAUCAUAAUUUUAUUUUAUUUUUUGUCAACUGCACUGAAUUUGCUCAUUCUAAUGGGAUAGUUUGGUAGUUAGAGGCUGUCCAUAAAUACUUCUUGUCUUGCUGAACUAGCUCUUUGUGGGCUGACGUCAGCUGAAAAUCUAGUUACUGAUUCAGUCUGACCAAACACCUGUCAUUGGAAGAGAACUUAUUUUCUCUGAAACACACAGAAAGGCUGAAAUAGCUCGUGAAGUUGAGUGCAAAUCUGUUUGAUACCAGAGUACAAAACUGGCAUUAAAUCAUGUCCUGUUUUAUUUUAGGCUGUUCUGGAGACUAUAAGGAAUCUGAUGAACACUGACUGUGUGGUUCCUGAUUGGUUACAUGACAUUAUCCUCGGUUAUGGAGACCCAAGUAGUGCUCACUAUUCAAAAAUGCCAAAUCAGAUCGCAUCCCUGGAUUUUAAUGAUACUUUCCUCUCCAUUGAUCAUUUAAGAGCCAGCUUUCCUGGAUACAGCAUUAAAGUUACAGUUGAAGACCCUGCAAUGCAGAUUCCUCCAUUCAGGUGAAUUAAGAAACACCACCGCUCAAAUACUGCUCAUGUUCAUUCCAAGUCAGGCCUGCUCCCAUCUGAUUCUCAUUUUCUUAUGCAUGGGCAUGCCUGCCAUAGAAAAGCAUGCUAAUGGUGGACAGCUUACGUUUCUGUGGAAUUUGCAUGUGUUGCACUGUGGGAGAACCACACAGAAUUUUCCAGAAGGGCUCUUUCACACUGCUAAUUCAUAAGGUGCCAUCUUCUGUUUGACUGAAUUCCUGACUUUGGUAGCUUUACAACAGUGUUACCAAAACUUGGGUCUCUUGCUAUUUUUCUACUACAGUUCCCAUCAUCCCUGACCACUGAUCCUGCUAGCCAUGGAUGAUGCGAGUUUUAGUCCAAAAACAGCUGGGGACCCAAGUUUGGGAAACGCUGUAAAGCAGUGUUCCUUCCAUCUUCCAUCUCUUCCCUCAUGAUUUUAGGAAUGCUGUUUAACAGCAAUUUCCUUCUUUGCAAUUUUUAAUGUAUUGUACAGUGGUACCUCGGGUUACAUAUGCCUCAGGUUACAUACGCUUCAGGUUACAGACUCCGCUAACCCAAAAAUAUUACCUCUGGUUAAGAACUUUGCUUCAGGAUGAGAACAGAAAUUGUGUAGCGGCAGCACAGCGGCAGCAGGAGGCCCCAUUAGCUAAAGUGGUGCUUCAGGUUAAGAACAGUUUCAGGUUAAGAGCGGACCUCCAGAACGAAUUAAGUUCUUAACCUGAGGUACCACUGUAUGUAGUCUCUGUUCUUAUUUUUUUGCCUUUGUCUCAUGGCUCUAGAAAUCUACUUUAUUGAUAUCUUGAUGCCUGUCCUGCCAGUGCCUGCAGCAACUGCUGUCCUGUAUAUCAAAUGGUCUCCUUAUCUAGUCUCUCUCCUAAAAAACAACAACUCUUAAAUUAAGAAAAGGAAAGCACACACACCAUACUGUGUUCUCAUGGGUUUCAGUCAUCUCAGAUUUAAUCUUCCCUGCCUCAUGCUGUCAUCUUCAUUUUGUUAUAAAGGUCAAGGUUUGAGGGUACCGGGGCUAGCUAGUCUGUGGCGGAAAAUAGUUCAUUGGAAGAACAGUCUCAUGUAAGAAAUAACAUGAAGCUGAAGAACAAUGAUUUCCCUCAAUAGGAUAACAUUUCCAGUCAGAAGUGAAGCAGGAAAGAAACGGAAAGAGUGUGAUGAAGAAAAAGCUGAUGGCUCAAAAACAUUGAUUGUUGAGCCCCAUGUCAUCCCCAACAGAGGACCUUACCCAUAUAAUCAACCCAAACGGUAAUAUCCAUGUACAUCUUUCUAAAGGGAUCAGUGUUGAGCGCAUUUCCGUUACAAAAUGUCUGUCAGUGAAAUAGUUUUUUAAAACAUGAAAUCAUGUUUAUAGGUUUGGAUUUGCUUUCUCUGUAAGUUGUUCUUUCCAUAUGUUUCAGAUGUCAUUAUUUAGUUUAUAAAUAUAUAUAUAUUCAGAUGAGAAGAAUCAUUUUCUUGAGGUAAUUGUCAAGUGGGUUAUCACAAUUUACUGCUUACAGAGUAUUAAAGUGAUCUUCAGAUGUGCAAAUCAUAUUUAUACAGCUAAGUCAGUUUUGUUGGUAAAGAGUAUGUUCUUAUCAUUGUUGCAUUGUUGAGUGAGCAGCUCCUCAACAUAUUGUUGGUGUAUUUUUGUUUUGUAUGGAGUCAUGCAUGUUAAAAUGACAUUUAGCAGUAAGUAUCUAGUCCUUUCAAGCUCAGUGAUAAAAUAUGACUUCUGACGUUGAUCAAAUUAGCUGUUUUGGUCAAUGGCUUUGCAAUAUCUAAAUUACACGUGAUGAACCGUCACUUAAAAGUUUCAGAACAGUCAUGUAAUGACUUGGAGUACUGUAGUGUUAUCUCAGCCCUAAAGGCAGAAAUUGAUUUCUCUUGAUAUUUGUGAAUUCCUUCAUCUACCCAAAUAAUGUAAAAAGCAUAUUUUAUUUAAACAAGUUCAGGUCUCCUUGACUGCAAAGAAAAAUAACAUGAAGGAAAAUAUUCAUGAAGACUAUAUUGAAUAAAUUCAUAUAACUUCAGUUUAUUGUCUCAUGCUCUGGAUUAACUAAAUUUACUUUAAUUCAAUUUUCAGCAAUACAAUUCAGUUUACCCAUACACAGAUUGAAGCUAUACGUGCAGGAAUGCAACCUGGAUUGACAAUGGUAAUGAUGCAUAUUAUUACAUGUUUCCUCUUUUAUUAACAAAUUAUGCUUUUAAAUAUUGGCUAAUCUCUGAAGUACAUGCAAUUCUUAUUUCUUCUGCCCACUGUGUAAAAUUAAAUGGUGCCAAAAGCUCGGUGUGCUCCUUAACGUUGAGUAGGUUUGUAUUUUUCACUAGACACUUAAAGUGGGGAAGGAGAGGGGUGAAAUGGAAUUUUUCUCAUAAAAAAAAUAAAGCUUUACCAGCUGACCAAAACAUUUCCUUUGACUGGAAAUUUUUGUUCAAUUUGUGGCGGAGCCGAUAUGAGUUUCAGUAACCAGAGUAAUAGCUUUAUUAGUAAUCAGUAAUCAGAGCACAGGCUGCCCCGACCUUAAAUGACCUGACCUAACCCCGCCCGUGUCGCCAGUCGAUUGGCUGGCGUGGUAAGAGAUAAUCCCCGUGAUUCCCAAGUCCCGCGGGGCUGAGCUAGCCCCGCAAGGUUGUAGAUGGGGCGUGAGCCCGCAAACCCCCCCCCUUAUGUCGGGAGUGGCUUAAUCAGAGUAAUAGCUUUAUUAGAUCAAAAGCAUUUUUAAUGGCUUUUAUGGGAGCAAAUUCCUCCUUUUGGUUUUUCUAUGGGGUUUUCCCUUUUUGGAGAUUCAGGUAAUAAUAAUAAUAAUAAUAAUAAUAUAAUAUUUAUACCCCGCCCAUCAGUCUGGGUUUCCUCAGCCACUCUGGGCAGCUUCCAACAAAAUAUUAAAAUACAAUAGUCUGUUAAACAUUAAAAGCUUCUCUAAACAGGGCUGCCUUCAGAUGUCUUCUAAAAGUCUGGUAGUUGUUUUUCUCUUUAACAUCUGGUGGGAGGGCAUUCCACAGGGCGGGUGCCACUACCAAGAAGGCCCUCUGCCUGGUUCCCUGUAACUUGGCUUCUUGCAGCGAGGGAACCGCCAGAAGGCCCUCGGCGCUGGACCUCAGUGUCCGGGCAGAACGAUGGGGAUGGAGAUGCUCCUUCAGGUAUUCUGGACCGAGGCCGUUCAGGGCUUUAAAGGUCAGCACCAACACUUUGAAUUGUGCUCUGAAACGUACUGGGAGCCAGGUUCACAAUAGAACCGUUAAAUCAGAUGCUGGGGACCUCCAGCCUACUGGCCAAAUUUGUCCUAGGAGGCUGUUUUCCCUGAGCCACACCCUGUCAUAUUAUGCCAGCUUUUGGGCAACUAAAGACAAAUGUAGAAUCAGCAGUCUUAAAAGUAUACUCCUGAUUGUUUUUGGCUAUUGGGUACACUAAGGAGUUCUGCCAAUGCCUGCUGAAAGCAGGGCUUGCAUGGCCCAGCCACCUGUCCAGGUGGCCCAUUGGGGAUGCUCAGGAUCCAGCCAGCGGGCUGUAUGCUGUUUGCUACCCCUGCAUUAAACUCUUUAAAUGUAUCUUCAACAUGAUAAUGUACACAGCCUAUGCCCAGAUGGCCAGGAUCUACUUAAUUAUCAUUCAGGUCCUUGGGAUUCCCUUGCCAAUUAUUUCUUCUCACCUUCACAUGCAUUCACAUGUAUGUUUGUAUUUACUCCUUACCUAUGGGUAGUGUUGUUUUUUAAAAAACCACUCACAGCUCUGUUCUUGCCUAAUGUAUACUUUUUCAGCAGUUUGUCCCCCAAUGAGAAAUUCCUUUUCUUUUUGUAGGUGGUGGGGCCUCCUGGCACAGGCAAAACUGACGUGGCAGUGCAGAUAAUCUCUAAUCUCUAUCACAACUUCCCUGAACAGAGGACCCUGAUCGUUACACAUUCCAAUCAGGUAAAUGAACGUUGUGCCCUGUUAUUCCUAUGACUGUUCCUCACUUCAGUUUCAGAACAUGUAAUGCAGCUUGCAGGCAGUCCUUCAAAGAAAGAGUUUUAUCUAACUAAAAGAAAAAGAAAAAGGUAAAGGACCCCGGAUGGUCAAGUCCAGUCAAAGGCGACUAUGGGAUUGCGGUGCUCAUCUCACUUUCAGGCUGGGGAAGUUGGAGUUUAUCCACAGAAAGUUGUCCUGGUCAUGUGGCCAGCAUGACUAAACCGCUUCUGGCCCAACAGAACACUGAGACAGAAACCAGAGUGCACAGAAACGCCAUUUGCCUUCCCGAAGCAGCAGUACCUAUCUACUUGCACUGGCGUGCUUUCGAACUGCUAGGUUGGCAGGAACUGGGACAGAGCAACGGGAGUUCACCUCAUCACAGGGAUCCGAACCACCGAUCUGAUCGGCAAGCCCAAGAAGCUCAGUGGUUUAGACCACAGCACCACCCGCGUCCCUGCAUUUACCUUUUUAUCUGGGUAUCCUUAUGUGCCACUGUGGAAUGGGAGGCUUUAGGCUCUGGUGAAGCUGAGCAAAGUCUCAGCAAGCACUGUGUGGUACUGCAUUUUAGACUCAAGAUUUUAGCCUCAAGACAGCAUCUCCAUGCCACAUAGAGAUGCUGCCAUCGUGUUGUAUGGUGUCUUCACAUGUAUUCUGCAUCAUUGACUUGGGGGAAACACACCGGGGCCCAGUUUGCAUAUAUCACUAAGCCAUAGUUUGCUUUUUAAAAAAAACAAAAAAGCAAACAAAAAAACAUGAAUCAACCACAAGUUGUCCCACCCCUGUGGUAAGGUGGUCAGAACAAACUGUGAUAAAGUGUGCUGGUUUCACAUUUAAUCAUUGAAACAAACCAAGGUUUGUAAGCCAACAACAACCCAUGGCUUCAGCUCAGCUCAUGGUUUGUUGGCAGUAAAUGAACCAUAGUUAAGCCACUUAGCAGGGUUCACACAUAAUGCCAAACCAUGGUUUAAUAAACCAUAUUGUUUUAUAUGAUACAUAAUAAUUACCAAUAAAUCACAGAUCAAAUAAAUUGCUAAAUUAUGUAUCUGAGUAGGCUUGCUGAAAUAAAUAAAUAAAACAGCAGGUGUCUAAAAACAAUAUAGUGAGGGUACUGGCCUAAUGUCAAUAGGCAUUAGACUAGAUAGGAACAUUGCUCUUUUCUAGAAGGGUUUUUAUCAACAGGUUUAAAUCUUAUACAGCCAUACCUCCGGUUGCGAUUGUGAUCCAUACAGGAGGCACGUUUGCAACCCGCAGCGUUCGUAACCUGAAGCGCCGCAUCUGUGCGUGCAUGCACGCACGUGAUGCGAUUCAGUGCUUCCGUUCCGGUACUUCCAGGUUCGGCGCGGUCCGUAACCCGCAGCGUUCAUAACCCGAGGUAUGACUUUACAUAGGUGUAUGCUUGGCCCAGUUGGAUUGAAAAAGGGGUUGGGUUCUUUGGAAUCAAAAGGCAAGCUUUCCUUAUGGUCCCCAGUGCAAAUAGCCUCUUCAUAUUUGUUUCGUUUCAAUUUCUACCAAAAUAGGAAUGGUUUUUCUAACAUCCAGGGUUUCCCCGUAAUAGCAUCUGGAUUCCUAAAAUCUACUUUCCUGUUGCUCUUGUCAAUCUCCAGGCCUUGAACCAGCUGUUUGAGAAAAUCAUGGCUCUCGACAUUGAUGAGCGCCACCUCCUGCGCCUUGGUCAUGGGGAGGAAGCACUGGAGACAGAGAAAGAUUUCAGCAGGUGAGCUGAUAGCUCAUAAGAAGCAGAACCAUGUAAAAUGUAUGCACAUAAGGAAGAAGGGUAGAGAAGACCUGUUAAUCGUUUGUUUUUAUGGGGGUGGUUUUCUGUUGGGUGGCUUGAUUUCUCUGAACAGCUGAAGGGUACUUUAUUUCUGAGUCCUGCAACCUGUCCAAAAGCUCCAGGAGUAAUGGAAGCAGAGUGACUCCUUUAGACUGUUUCCCUUGAAUAUAUCAUAUAUAAGAAGGGAAGCUGCUGUGAAUAAUUGUAAAAAACCAAAUACAAAACCAUUUCACAAAAGGGAUUUAAUCCCCGCCCCCCCCCACCACCUUACAAUAAUAGAACCCAGGGUCAUCCAGUGAAGCUGAAUGGUGGGAGAUUGAAAUGAAAGAAGAAACUGUUUCACCCAAUGCUUAGUUAAACUACAGAAUUUGCUACCCCAAGAAUGAGUGAUGGUAAUUGAUUUGCAUAGCUUUAAAAGAUUAGACAAAUUUAUGUUGGAAUUUCACUGACUACCAGUCACAAUAGCUAUAUUGCCUCCAGCAUCAGAGGCAGUGUGCUUCUAUCAUACCAGUUGUUGGUGAUCACAACAAGCAGGAGUAUGCUGUUGUACUCAAGUAGCUGGGGUAGCUCUGUUGGAAGAGCACGAGACCUUAAUCUCAGAGUCAUGAGUCUGAGCCCCAUGUUAGGCAGAAAGAUUCCUCAUUGCAGGGGGUUGGACUAGAUGACCCUCAUUGUUUAGUCAUUUAGUCGUGUCCGACUCUUCGUGACCCCAUGGACCAGAGCACGCCAGGCACUCCUGUCUUCCACUUCCUCCCGCUGCUUGGUCAGACUCAUGCUGGUAGCUUCAAGAACACUGUCCAACCAUUUCGUCCUCUGUCGUCCCCUUCUCCUUGUGCCCUCCAUCUUUCCCAGCAUCAGGGUCUUUCCCAGGGAGUCUUCUCUUCUCAUGAGGUGGCCAAAGUAUUGGAGCCUCAGCUUCAUGAUCUGUCCUUCCAGUGAGCACUCAGGGCUGAUUUCCUUCAGAAUGGAUAGGUCUGAUCUUCUUGCAGUCCAUGGGACUCUCAAGAGUCUCCUCCAGCACCAUAAUUCAAAAGCAUCAAUUCUUCGGCGAUCAGCCUUCUUUAUGGUCCAGCUCUCACUUCUAUACAUCACUACUGGGAAAACCAUAGCUUUAACUAUAUGGACCUUUGUCGGCAAGGUGAUGUCUCUGCUUUUUAAGAUGACCCUCAUGGUACCUUCCAAUCCUACAGUUCUGUGAUUCAUGUCCCAUUGUGGGCUUCCCAUUGGCAUCUGGUUGGCCACUAUGAGAACAGGAUGCUGACUUGAUGGGCCUUUGGCUCUUCUUGUGUUCUUAAACUACAAUGCAAUGCAAUGCAGCUUUGAAAACUAUGAAGGAACUCCCUUGUUCAGAAGUGACUUGCCAUUCACUUUGGAAGGUGGUUGUUUGUGAAACAAAAGUUCAAAUCUUCCUCAGGUGCUUAACACUAAUUGUGUGUUUGUGUACAUGCAGCUUUUUUCACAGUCCAGAAUCAAAUUGGUAGUCAGCAAAACUGAUUCAACCAUGUACCUCAUUCUUCACUGUAUUAAUCUGAUUUGCAGGUAUGGAAGAGUAAACUAUGUUCUAGCACGGAGAUUGGAGCUUCUGCGGGAAGUUGGCCGAUUACAGGAGAGUUUGGGGGUCCCUGGUGAUGUUUCCUAUACUUGUGAAACAGCUGGCCACUUCUUCUUAUAUCAAGUAAGAAAUUAAAUAAAGAUCAGGCGUGAACAUAGCAUUCUAAGGAACUUAGAUGGGGAAUUGGGAUGAAGUUCUCAGAACUUGGACUGAAGAACCCGUUGUUUCACUCUCAAAUGCAAAUGGCAACUGAAGCUAUAAUUAUGCUGUUACUUCUUUUUGUUCCUAUUGUUUCCACCCUGUGUGCGAUGAGUCAUAAUUAGAAAGGCCAAUGUUCUUGCUUUGUGUGACUUUUGGCAAGGAGUCUGAACUGGCAUACCCUUUCUGCCUUGAUUAUAUAUUAUAUAAGCAGUAACCCACCUUGAAUGUUGAGAGAUGCAUUCUAAAAGAAAAGAAAAUACUUUUUAUUAUUUGCAGGGAAUCUCGGUGAGAUGUUUCAUAUUUCCUAAUGAAAAAAGUUAUUUCAGUGUGUUUGUAGAUAUGUUACAAUAUGGACUUACAAUGGUAAUUUAAAAUGUUGAUCUUGUGUUCAUAGACUAGGGUCCAGGUAUGCACAAGUGGAAGGUACUUUCACAUGCCCAUAGUUGGUUUGCUGAUUUCUGUCUUCCAGCUACAUCUCCUUGGAUGUCUUGAGUCCCACGCUAGAGAGGGGAUACUUUAGAGCAGGCAUGGCCAAACUUAUUUUUGGGACUACAGUUCCCAUCAUCCCUGACCACUGGUCCUGUUAGCUAGGGAUGAUGGGAGUUGUAGUCCCAAAACAUCUGGAGGGCCAAGUUUGGCCAUGCCUGCUUUAGAGGUUCCAGUAGAGCAUGGAGAAAAGGGCCUAGUGCUCUCCCAGUGUUCUGUGCAAAACGCUUCGGAUUCUGGCCGUAGUAAAUAUGAGAUUGCAAAAUAGCAAUGUUAAUGUGAUCACUUUUUUCCAGGUAAUGUCUCGUUGGGAAGAGUAUAUGAGCAAAGUGAAAGUUAAAGGCAGCAAACCUUCAGAUGUUGCUGAUAUCUGCAACUUCUUUCCUUUCCAUCAGUAUUUUGCAAAUGCCCCUCAGCCAAUUUUUAAAGGCAGAUCUUACAAUGAAGAUAUGGAAAUCGCCGAAGGAUGUUUUAGACAUAUUAAAAAGAUAUUCACUCAGCUCGAGGUAAGGUUUAUAAGAAGUUAACUGUGGCAUUCCUUUUUCUGUUAUAGAGAGGGAAAGAAAGUUCUGAUAAUGAAAUGAGUAGCGCUUCACAUACUAUACACACUAUGUAUAUUGAAUUUUCAUAAGGUCCUGUAAAUUGAAACUUGUCAAACAGUUAAAUAAUGUAAACUUGGAAACUUUCUUGGGGUUGCAAUUCUUUGAAGAGAAAUGGUUAUACAAAAGAUCCAGCUGCAUUUGUGUGUGUUAAAUUCUGUUACUAUAAAGUAUCCUAUCAGGAGUGUUUUAAUACCUGAAAUGAUAAGAUUUAGUUUUAAAAAUGUAAGUCAUUGGAGAUAUAGCAGUAUUAAAGUGGAUUUUUUUUUUUACUUUGAUGAGAUUGUCCUAAAAAAUAAAGACUAUUUGAAGAAUAGGGUUGAGCAAAGGGAAGAUGGAGCCUAAAACAGUAAUCUUGGAAAUACUAAAAACCAUAUGCAAGAAUAGAAUUAACAAUUGGUGGGGUGCUUGCUUCUAAAAGCAAGUAUCUUUUUUCAUUAAAUGAUUAUGCUAUUCAGUUAAAUGAAUGAAAUUAGAAACAUAUACAUAAAGUGGGCAGAGUUUAAUAAGAGGCUAUAACUUUUCUAAGAUCCUUUUGUAAGAUGUGGGUUAGAAAGCAUAUAUCAAGCAAUAUUUAAAUCCAUUUAUGAUGAAAUGUUACUGGAACAUCCUGCAUGUUUGCGUAUUUUGUCUUAUGUUAUUAUUUUCAUAGGCAUUCAAAAAAGCCUGUCCUGGUGGUGUUGUGAAUAUGAUGCUUGUUUUUAAUGUAUCUCAAAAUUAAUAAUAAAACCUGGGGGGGAGGGUAGAGAAAAUUGAUCUGCUCGUCCUUGUGCUUAGAGGUGUUUUUCUCUUGAUCAGGGAUCAAUAGAUCACUGUUGAUUAGGGAUUCUCCUAAUUUUCCCAAAUGUGCCAAUUUUGAAAUUCUGCAUAAAGACAAAUAUAGAGGAAGACAGAUUGGUUGUCUAUGCCCAUCUGUGGAACCCUGCGAUUGAUUUUAAAUUAGGGAAGUACUUUAUGCCCAAACAUCUGUCUCUGACAUUCAAAUGAAUGGGAAAAUAUGUGUGUGUGAGUUCCAUCUGUGCUUCAGAGCACCCACAGACCCCUGGAUUUUGCAACUGUUUUGUUUGGUGGCAAGUUGAAAGUCACACAGUUUUAUUGUAAGCGUGAGUAUUCUGCAUUGUUUCACAGAAGUGUGGCUGUCAACUAUUUUCUGUAGGAAUUCCGAGCAUUUGAACUGCUCCGCAGUGGACUGGACAGAUCCAAAUACCUGCUUGUGAAGGAAGCAAAGAUCAUUGCCAUGACCUGCACGCAUGCUGCUUUGAAACGCCAUGACUUGGUUGAGUUGGGUUUCAAGGUAACACCACCGUGGACAAAAUGCUAAGGCUUCCCUGUAUAAAUUGUGUGUCAUCUGCUGCUGUUAGAGGGUUAUAAAGGCAACAGGUAGGAGAAGGAAUGCGUUGCAAAUUGGCAAAAAGGAUGGAUGCUGGAUUCAAUUGGCCACAGCUUUAUUUAGUUACUUAGCUAUGUCAUACACAUAGGAACACUGUGGCAGAAGAUCAGUACUAUUCUACCUGAUACGGACUGUGGAACUGGUUUGCCUGUCCAGCCUCUUUUGUCCCUUGGGUACCAUGGCUCAAGCCUCAGCCAUGAAGCUCUGUACUACACCAUAUGGAUAGGUAAAGAGCUGGUUGUAGACCCAGAAGCCACCCAGAUCUCCCGGAUGUCUCACACCUUCACCAUCCUGGAGGGAAACUAAUUACCAGAGCAGCCCAAUUCUGAAAUGUUCUCUUGUGCCAAGAUAACUUCUAAUAGUCACCAAUCUAUGAGCCUGCUCCUCUCCCCUACCUACUUACUUUCAAGAUCUGUUAGCAGGUACCACACACAUUGUGAAGUCUAAUUGCAGGCAUACCAAGCCAAGAACAUACAUGUCAAAGACACAGAAAACUCAUUCAAAUGUUGGUUGUUUUCAGCAUCCUGUCAGGUUUGAGCUUGGUGUAGCUUCACUAUAUCCUGACUAGACACGUUCAUAUCUUUCAGGUAGCUCUGUUUAUGCAAGCAAAAAAAUGAGAAACCACUACUCAGAAAGUCAAAUUAUACAAGUUUUGCUAUAAGCAAAAUACAUUAUGCACAUACUAUAUUAUUUAAUAAAUUACCAGAUGCUGUGUGCACGUCGUCGUCGUUUAGUCGUGUCCGACUCUUCGUGACCCCAUGGACCAGAGCACGCCAGGCACUUCUGUCCUCCACUGCCUCCCGCAGUUUGAUCAAACUCAUGCUGGUAGCUUCAAGAACACCAUCCAACCAUCUCAUCCUCUGUCGUCCCCUUCUCCUUGUGCCCUCCAUCUUUCCCAACAUCAGGGUCUUUUCCAAGGAGUCUUCUCUUCUCAUGAGGUGGCCAAAGUACUGGAGCCUCAGCUUCACGAUCUGUCCUUCCAGUGAGCACUCAGGGCUGAUUUCCUUCAGAAUGGAGAGGUUUGAUCUUCUUGCAGUCCAUGGGACUCUCAAGAGUCUCCUCCAGCACCAUAAUUCAAAAGCAUCAAUUCUUCGACGAUCAGCCUUCUUUAUGGUCCAGCUCUCACUUCCAUACAUCACUACUGGGAAAACCAUAGCUUUUACUAUACGGACCUUUGUUGGCAAGGUGAUGUCUCUACUUUUUAAGAUGCUGUCUAGGUUUGUCAUUGCUUUUCUCCCAAGAAGCAGGCGUCUUUUAAUUUCGUGAAUGCUGUCACCAUCUGCAGUGAUCAUGGAGCCCAAGAAAGUAAAAUCUCUUACUGCCUCCAUUUCUUCCCCUUCUAUUUGCCAGGAGGUGAUGGGACCAGUGGCUAUGAUCUUCGUUUUUUUGAUGUUGAGCUUCAGACCAUAUUUUGCGCUCUCCUCUUUCACCCUCAAUAAAAGGUUCUUUAAUUCCUCCUCACUUUCUGCCAUCAAGGUUGUGUCAUCUGCAUAUCUGAGGUUGUUGAUAUUUCUUCCAGCAAUCUUAAUUCCGGCUUCGGAUUCAUCCAGCCCAGCCUUUCGCAUGAUGAAUUCUGCAUAUAAGUUAAAUAGGCAGGGAGACAAUAUACUGUGUGCACACCAGUAAGCAAAUGGCUUCCGAUAUGAACUAAUCAUUCCCACAUUAAAACGAAAACUUAACAUAUUUCUCUUUGACCUCCUAGUAUGAUAACAUCUUAAUGGAAGAGGCUGCUCAGAUACUGGAGAUUGAAACUUUUAUACCACUCCUCUUACAGGUAAGAACACUUGCAGCACCUCAGUUUAUGACCAUUAUUUCAAUGUAAUUAUUUUACUAUUUGUACUUAAGAUUGUAUUGGUUAAUAACAUUUUUUUUUACCAUGCAUGAAAAAAGAAACAUUCCAAUUGACACUUUCGUUAUGAACAUUGGAAAGCCUUAUGAAUAAGGAACAAUAUCAGGAACCCAACAAUGUAGCUGGGCUCAUCUGGAUUUAAAUAAGAUUUAUGUCAAGAAUUUGCUUUAUGUAGGAAUGAUUUGCACAGGAAAGAAGACCACAUUACUUGCUUCUUAACACACAGUGGCCAUGGAAGAAAAGACUGCAAGUGACAGUGUUGUAAUACAGAAGAAUCUAUUCUUCCUAACAGGUGUUUUUUUGCACCUCUUCAUUUAUGAAUACAGAAUAAAGAUAAAGCUAUACAUUUUUCUAGCUUUGAAAGUAAUGUUCACCAUAGUACAGUAAAUGUAGAGCUCAAAAAUAGUGGUCACUAAUAGUUCUAGCAUUUCAACCCUAGCAUCUUGCUUGUUUUCGAUAGAAUCCCCAGGAUGGAUUCAGUCGACUGAAGCGGUGGAUUAUGAUUGGGGACCAUCAUCAGUUGCCACCAGUCAUUAAAAACAUGGCUUUUCAAAAAUAUUCGAACAUGGAGCAGUCUCUUUUUACGCGCUUUGUCCGUGUGGGAGUGCCAACUGUUGACUUGGACGCUCAAGGAAGAGCAAGAGCAAGGUAAGGCAACAAGAAAAUAAAAAUUAUAGGAGGUCUUGUAUGAAGGAAAACUGUCCAUACAGAUAUUGAAGCCUACCUUGAAGGCUAUGUAUGCCUAAUGAUUACUAUAACAAGUUUUUCUUAGAGGUGGACUUUUCUCUCUUGUCAGUUUCAUAACAGUAGCCACUCCACCUUUUACAGUGUUCAGAUUGUAAUACUAAGGUUAUUGAAUGAACUGAAGAAGGCAAAUAAGCCUUUUCAGAUCAUGCAUUACUUCUCUAGGCUAUAAUGAUGGAGGAGGAGCAUGCUGUGAAUUGUGCUCAGUGACUCACUCAGGUGAUACGUAGUGGUAUCAGCAAAUACAACCUAAAGUGAACAUUGUUUGUAGGUGAAUAAUGACUAUCAGUUCUGUUCCUUAAAGCCCUCUGAAACAUUGAAAGGAAUUUUGUAUCAGUAUCCAGUGGACUCAACCCAUUAUUGCAAAGAUUUAUGCUUGUGCAAUGGAGCAUUCUCUCCUCACCCUGAAACCUUCUGGUUUGGAGGGUCGUGUGAACCCCCCAGAACAGAUUUGGGGGGGCAUGGGGGAGGAUAGAGUGAAAGUUCUGUUGAGCAAGCAUAAAUCCUUGCACUCGCACAGGGGCCAGAUUUUGACCGUUGGGCAGGGUCACCCACCUAUCAAUCCCAUGGUGUCACAAAUGAAAUUGAGGGAUUUGGUGCCUUGAAGUCCCAAAGUCAGGACUUCAAAGCACAAACAGGCAGCAAGAUGCUGCUUAAAGGAAGGUCCCCUCCUUUGUUUCAGCUGUUUCACUGCAAACCCCUUUAAGUGCUUUGAAAUCUGUGUUGCAUCUCAUUCUGCUUAUUGGUACAAUUCCAAGUGCUGGCGAUUACCUGUAGCAAUUUAAAUAUUUUAGACCAUAACAGGAGUCUGAUAGUUCUAAAUGUGUUCACCUUUGAUUGUGAUUCUCAAUUUGCUGAAUUGUUCUCCUUCCUUGCUCAUUGUCCAGUAAACGUGUUUUGUAAUAAUGUAUUUGCUUUUCAUGCAUGAAAUUUAAUUUUAUAGGUGACAUGGAGAAUAGUAAAGGAAUAUAUUCACUCAUGUUGACAAUUGACAAUAAUUGUCUUCAAAUCUAUUUCCCAUAAAGCUUAUGCAAUCUCUACAACUGGCGUUACAAGAACCUGGGUAACUUGCCACAUGUGCAGCUCUUGCCAGAAUUCAGAACAGCAAAUGCUGGUUUCCUGUAUGACUUCCAGCUCAUAAAUGUAGAAGAUUUCCAUGGCGUAGGAGAAUCUGAACCCAAUCCUUACUUCUAUCAGGUAAGGGGAAAACAAUUCAUAAUAGUUUUGGUACUCACAUCAGGGUGUUUACUUACUAUGAAAACAGAAUGCAAGUUUUAGUUUUGUAAUAUUAAGUUAAAUUGCAAGCACUGGGCAAUAGAAAUCUCCCCUCCAUCACUACCACCCCAGUGUACAAUAAAAAUAUAACUUAUGGGUUGCGGGUGAUGGAGACCAGUUGCAGUUCGUGCCACUUGGCUGGAAGUGGGAAUGUUCCUUUCUGAGAGGUAUAUGUAAAUAUGUGUGCAUAUACAUCUGUAUACUACCAUAGUGUCUUAAAAAACUGUCGCUGUACAGAUGCCAAUAGCAUUUAAAUUUCCUUUUUUCGCUCUCAGGAAGUCAUAUCAAGGAAAUGUCUUUAAUAGGCAGGAGUCAUGUUCUCCCAAGUGGUGGUUUUGCUCCAACCUUGCUGCAUGAAUAUUAUCUGACCAAGUGCAUAAAACAAGUUCCUCUCCUUUGCAGAAUCUUGGUGAGGCAGAAUAUGUUGUUGCCCUGUUCAUGUACAUGUGCCUGCUAGGAUACCCUGCAGAGAAGAUAAGUAUCUUGACAACCUAUAAUGGCCAGAAACACCUCAUUCGGGAUAUUAUUAAUCAGCGUUGUGGGAAUAACCCGAUGAUUGGAAGACCAAACAAGGUAAUAUUCCAGAUACUAUUCACUUGCAUCUUCCUUCCUUCCUUCCUUCCUUUCAUAUAUUUAUAAACAAACCUACUAGUAGGAUUUUAAGUUUGUUCACUGGUUGAGUUGAUUGCUGCCUGUGGAUUGGAUGCCACUAUGUCAUUUGUUGUUUUUCCUGUCUAAUGUUGAGCCUAAAAAGCAAAUUAGGCACAGAGAUUCUAGCUGGUGAAUUGCAGGAGAUAAUAUAGCAAAUUAUAAUUAGAUGUCAGAUUUAUAUGCAAAUGGAUUUUUGAGUCAUUAGUUCACAAAAGGCAUAGCUUUGUAUCUUGAAGGAGAAUAUUUUAAUUAUUCAAGACUUGUUCAAAAGCAAAAAUAAGCCCGGAAAUAGAGCACAAGAUGUUAUAAUGGCUAAUUACAUUGCAUAGGCUUUUGCCAAGGUUUGCCCCAUAGCGGUAUUUAUAAGCAACAUCAAUUAAGAUUAGGAAAACUGUAACCAUUAGUAGCUACAUUUCAGGAAUCACAUUACUAUGCAAGAACAUGAUAUACGGCGCCUCUUAAAUUUUGCACAGAUGUUUUUUGAUGAAAACAUUAAAUUUUAAAUAAGCGAAGUAUGCAUUUUCUUUGUAUUCCGAAAACACUGUAGUUAAGGCACACAUCUCUGGUUUUAGUGCAUAUUUCAUCAUUUUUAUUGCAUAAAUGGCCUUUGGUGCAUAUAUUACAGGAAUAAAACAGUACCAGGUACUGCAUAUGUCACCAACUAAAAGCUCCAGUUUUACAGGCUUAGUUUUGGAAACAUUGGAUCUAACAAUGGUGACAGUGUUCUCAAGCAACCCUCUGAUCCCCAGGAAGGCUACUGAAAGACUAUAGGAUGCUGUGGACCUCCCUCUGCACAUGCUUUCUGGUAAUAUGUUGUGGUUCGAGAAUCCGCAGGAACCACAGCCUCCUUGAUUCCCAGACAUGCACAUUUGUUUAUUCAUAAAUCUUUUACAUCCCAUUUCCUCAUUAAUAUGUGGAUUUUUAAAAUAAACAAGAUUUGUAUUGAAGUACAUACUUAAAUAUGUAUUUUGUCCCAGUGUACACAUUUCUUGAGGAAUCUAUCCCAAAAUAGACAUUUUGGAAAAAUUCAGAAAAGUGAGAAAUCCAAAGGAUAAUUCCAUUCUAAUUUGUAUCUUAGUCUGGGAGGUAUAAGUCAGGUGAGUUUGCUUAAAAAUGCACACGAACAAAAUUUUCCUCCAUCCCUAACUCAGAAGCUGUGUUUGUGCCUGCACAGUCAUCCGGAUUUCUCCGAUUAUGUCUACGAGUUUCCAUUACGAAGACGGGUGUUUUCCCUGUUGCCCCGUUCCUGUUUGCAAUGGAGUAAAUUUCCACCAUCUUUUCAGAAAGAAGCCUUUCAGCUUAGCACCAAAAGGCCAGCUUGCUUUCACUAGCCUACGAAGCUGUACUUCAUAGUUAAUUUUCCAAAUGUUCUUUGGAAAUCUCAGUGAGAUGCCAGUGAAUUAACACUCUCCAUGUUUCUGCUAGGUGACAACUGUGGACCGGUUUCAAGGUCAGCAAAAUGAUUAUAUCAUCCUUUCACUUGUGCGAACUAAAGCGGUUGGCCACUUGAGGUAAGUAAUAACGUAUCUUUGCAAAGGGCAGAGUCCAAGUAGUGUCGUGCGGUAGUCAUAAAGAUGGCUUGGGCAGAGCUCAGUAGAGCCUUGUUUAUCUCUCACCCAUUCAUUACUCAGAAUGUAUUUUCCUGCAUGUAGAAUCCUCCAAACUGCAUCCGCUACAUUUGUGAGUUGUGAUAAAUUUAAUUGGGUAUCAUUGGUGCUAAACCUCAACUGGAAUUAACUCUUGCAAAGAUGACUGAUCAACCUACGCCUUAGUGAGAUGUGGAUCACGAUAAUCCCCAUAACAGUAAAUUAUCAUUCCUGUGGUAUUUGAAUUUGCAUACAGACCCGCAAGUAAUAAUUGGAGUUGUUGAUAUUGUAUCUAAAAGGUGAGGUCAUUGUGAUCAGUGGCAUCUCCAGAGCUUCGUAGGAGAAAGGGUGCAGUGGUGGGGAGGCAGACCAUUAAGUACCUUUAACAGUUGAAGAGGAAAUAAAAUGUUUUGCAGGUUUUCCUAUGUCAGAUCAAACUGCAACCUAAUGGUGCUUAAAAUAUUAUCCCCAUGACCUCAGGAGUAGAGCACAAGCCAUGCAUGCAGGAGAUCCUAGCUUUAAUUCUCAGUAUUCGGGUAGUUCUGCAAAGUUUGUGGCAAUUGUAGUUGAUUCUAACAGUGUGUCAAUUUCAUUCUUAUUUCUUGAAGGGAUGUUCGGCGUUUGGUGGUUGCUAUGUCAAGAGCAAGACUUGGGCUUUAUAUUUUUGCCCGAGUAUCGCUAUUCCAGAACUGUUUUGAGCUGACUCCAGCUUUCAGCCAGCUCACUGCUCGCCCUCUUCAACUGCAUAUAAUCCCUACGGAGUAUUUUCCAGCAGCCCGGCAGGUAUGGAGAGCUGUCUUGAAUUACAUAAAUACAGUCCGAUUGAAACAGUGGGUUGUAUCCAAGUAGAGUUGCACUCACACAACAAGACUCCCCCUUCUUCUGCUCCCACCGUGCACCCACAAAAUCUCCAAUCCUUUGGAGCAAUUUUUGAGCAUGCACCGGUGGCGGGAGGGGGAGGAGAAAAAGAUGAAUUUUCAUUGCACAAGUGGAAGUCUGGUUGUCUGAGCAGCACAGGGGGUUGCAUGCUACCAAAGGAGUAUAGCUCAGUGGUAGAGCAUGUGCUUUGCAUGCAGAUCACGUUUCAUUGUUCAGCUAUCUUCUUCUUUUUUCAUCUUUUGAAUGUGUUUGAAUACCUGUUCUUAACUUCUUCAGGAGUUUUAAUAGUUUGUUUUAUAUUUUUGUGAACUGCUUAGAGGUUUUCUUACAGUUAAGUGGUAUAUAUAUUUUUAUUAAGUAAGGUAGGGCUAGGAAUGCCUGUUGCCUAAACUCAUAGGGAUCAGUGUAAACAAUCCUGAGCUAGAUGGACCAGUGGUCUCCCUCAGUAUAAGGGAGCUUUGCCUUUUCCUUCCUAAGGCAUAAGUUUUAUUGGUUGGAUUUUGAAUAUUUUAUCUUACUACAAAAGUGCUCUUAUGUUCAUUUUUUUUGCUUUAAAUAUCUCAAUAGUACUUUUCCCCCUCCUCUAGAAUGGAGAACACCCAUCUCACCAAGUCCAUGUUAUAAAGAAUAUGCCUCAGAUGGCCAACUUUGUGUACAACAUGUAUAUGCACAUGAUACAGAAUACACGCCAGCACAGACAGGUAAAUAUUACUGAGAGUUGAGAAAACGUACUUUUUAAAAUUGGGAAUGCUUUGAGUGAAAGCACUCUUAAUAAAUCUUUGAUAAGAAGUAAGUUAGUAAACGUCUGACCUCUUCCUUUGAGCUUGCAAUAGCAGUGUUUCUGAAAUCUGUCAUACAAUUGGUUUCAUACCUUCAGCAUUAAUUUGAGUCUUCAUGAAGCAUAACAAUUUCAAACCUAUUUUUAUAAAACAGGAUGAUAAGGCCUUACCACUGCCUUGAUGUCCUCAUGUUUAGCAAAACAAAAAAAUUCAUUUGGAAGUCUGGCUGAUUAUGUUGAUAUAAAUCUGGAUAGUUUUUUGAGGUGGGGGGCAGUCUUAAAAUAUUCUCUUGGGAGAAAAAUAAACCACUUGAUGCCAUUGAACAUCCUGUGACAUGAAAAACACCUUUUGCAUAUUGGUCCUACUGUUCUGCUAGAACAAGCUUGUUGAUGUGAACAGGAGUUGCACUGGCUACAUUCCCUGAAAAACAGUCUGCAUGCUCAGUUUAUGUUCGAACACUUACAGGCUAUAGUGCAAUGACUGGAUAACCUUGUAAGUCCAUAACUCAUGCAGACUUGCAGCAAAUGCUCUGGUAUGUAUUCUCUGUAGCACUACUGAGAUGUUAUUUUUAACAUCACAUUAGUCCAUACUUACAAAAAGAAUCGAAUAACCGUUAUCAUGCAUGGAUACCAGCUGCAUCGCAGAAGGAGUCUCAUUUUGUAUCCGGCAGCAUGAAAUAUAUAUUUUUCCAGGGACAAAGGAAUCCCUUAUUUGAGAGAUUCAGCUUUCCUUAAUCCCUAUAAUUAGUCUCCCCAAAAUAGCAUUUUGGCCACAUAUUAAGAGAUCCAGAUAUAGUAAUUUCAAAGUUUGAGUGUCGUUCUUGAAAUCUCUCCUCUCCAUGACAUGGCUGUCAGAAACAUGAGUUAAUAGCAGAUGCAAUUUCAGUUUAAUAGUGUGCGGAAAUGCUAGUGUGAAAGAGCUCAUUGGAACAAUGAAAUGGAAUAGUGGAAGAGAUGUGGAGGAAGGUGGGUGGGGUUCUCUGCUAUCUUUCCAGAGUUGGAAAUGGAUUUUUUUAUUUUAAAAAGUUCCAUUGUUAUUUCAUAAAUACAUACAACACAUAUACCACAAUCCAGACAAACAACAAUAACAGUGUUUUAAUACUAGAAUUCUACUGGAUAUGUCUGGUCUUAGUUGGCCAGAGCAAUUCUAACUCAAAUUUAUACCAGGGUCAGGGGAUAAGACCCUGGCGAUCAGCCUACAGAAUGAGUGUCACAUCCACUGCCAUGCUGUUUCAUUGUGGCACCAUUUUUCUUUUGACUACUGUGAGAAAAUUAGUUGUGCCAACUCCAGAGCUAGCAGAGAGCUGUGACAUUUUUGUGAGGGUUUUGGGGAGAUGAGCAGACUUUGGACGUGGGUUAUCCACACAUGCACUUUACCCCUCCCCUUCUGCCAGCAGAACAUCUCUGUUUAUGUUCUGCUGCCAUACCUCCAUCUCGUACAACAGAACAACACUCAUACAACUUCCCUUGGCAUCUCAGGUCGCUUUACAUUGCUCCAUAGGUCAACAAACCCAAUAAACAUUGACAUUUUCUUCCCAGUGCUAGUAGAGCCUGUUCAAAUGUUAUAUUGCCUUGUACCUUGAGCAGCAACUCGGGAGUCAGCCACUGUUUCCCCCCCCACCUGUCCUUUGAUCCCUGUAUUGUCAUUAGAAUGUAACAUCUGAAGCAAGAGUCUCAAAUGGAAUUUCUUGGUUUGAAUGCUACUUCCGACAUAUAAUGAAAGGAGGCGGCAGGAACUGUGAACUCCAGGACUUUCCCCCAGUCAGUGUACUGAUGGAAGGGGGAGGGUUAACAUCUCUGGAGUCUCACAGUGGUGGGAUUCCUGCUGCAAAAGCACAAUUCAGGGAGAAAGUCUAACUCAGUGGGAGAUAUGUAAACUCUCAGGCCAUGCAUUCUCUUCACAAAAGUACUAUAAGUAAAAUAAAAUUACAUAAUUCUUUACACCAUUCUCAUCCCCCACAUAAAGUCAUGGAUUUGUAGAAUUGGAAGGUACCCCAAGUGUCAUGUAGUAGUCCACACCCUGCAAUGUUGGAAUCGCAACUAAAGCAUCCAUGACAGAUGGCCACCCAACCUCUGCUAAAAAAUCUCCAAGUAAGGAGGUUUCCCAAAGGAGUCCAUUCCACUGUCGAACAGCUCUUACUGUCAGAAAGUUAUUCCUGAUGUUUAGCCAGAAUCUCCUUUCUUGUAAAUUGAAGCCAUUGGUUCAGAACAUACCCUCUGGAGCAGGAGAAAACAAGCAUGCUCCCUCCUCCAUGUGACAGCCCUUAAGAUAUUUGAAUGUGGCUAUCAUAUCUCCUCUUUACCUGGCUAAACAUACCCAAUUCCCUUAUAAGAUUUGAUUUCCAGACUGCUUAUAAUAUUGGUCGCCCUCCUCUGCACAUGUUCCAGCUUGUCAAUAUCCUUCUUCAUUGUAGUACCCAGAAAUGAACACAGUACUAUGGGCAUGGUUUGACCAAGGCAAAAUAGAGCAGGAGUAUUACUCAAUCAAGACACUAUACUUCUGUUGAUACAGCCUAGAAUAACAUUAACUUGUAUUUUUGCUGCUGCAUCACACUAUUGACAUGUUAAGCUUGUGAUCUACUAAGACCCCUGGAUCCUGUGCAGCUGGUUCUUCCUGCCUAAGUGCAGAGCCUUACAUUUGUCCCUAUUGAAAUUCAUUUUGUUAGUUUUGACCCAGUUCUCAAAUCUGUUAAACUAAUACUGAAUCCCGAUUCUGUCUACUGCGGCAUUAGCUACCCAUCCCAGUUUGGCGUCAUCUGAAAAUCUGAUGAUUUCUUUAUCAAAGUCAUUUAUUAAAAUGCUGAACAGCAAUAGGCCCAGGACAGAACCCUGCAGCACCCCACUUGUCACUUCUUCCUAGUAUGAUGAGAAACCAUUAGUGAAUACUCUUUUGGUUUGGUCAGUCAACCAGCUACAAAUCCAUGUAACAGUUUCUUUUCCAGCCCACAUUUUACCAGCUUCUCUGCAAGAAUAUCAUGGGGGACUUUGUCAAAAGCCUUAAGGAAAUCAAGAAACACUAUGUCCACAGCAUUCACCUGACCCACCAAGCUUGUAACUCAAUCAAAAAAGAAAUGAGACUUGGUUUUUUAGAAACCCAUGCUGAGUCUUCGUAAUCACAGCAUCUUUCCUUUCUAAGUGCUCACAAACCAACCAUUUAAUUAUCCAUUCUAGGACCGGUCAGUAGUUACCUAGGUGUUCUUUCUCCCCCCCCCCCACUUUUUUUUUUAAAGAUGGGGACAACAUUUUCCCACCUCCAGACUGCAGGGACAUCACCUGUUCUCCAAGAAUUCUUAAAUAUUCCUUUAUAAGACUUCUGUGAAUCACCUCAUUUGUAGCUAGCCUUUUUGAAAUUGCAUCUCUCACUUGUAGAAUCUCACGUCAAAUAAUACUUUAUUUGUUGUUUAGUCGUUUAGUCAUGUCUGACUCUUCGUGACCCCAUGGACCAGAGCACGCCAGGCACUCCUGUCUUCCACUGCCUCCCGCAGUUUGGUCAGACUCAUGUUUGUAGCGUCGAGAACACUGUCCAACCAUCUCGUCCUCUGUCGUCCCCUUCUCCUUGUGCCCUCCAUCUUUCCCAACAUCAGGGUCUUUUCCAGGGAGUCUUCUAAUACUUUAUUACAUAUCUUAUAACCAAUGACAGUACGCUAUUAAGUAAAUUAAUUGUAAUUACAGUCAGCAAGCUGUACACAUGGAAUUCCUGAGCAGCAACACCUGUAUUCACAUGCUAGUACAUUAUUGAAUUGUAUUGAAGUCUUAUUUAGGAUGCCUAGGUUGUCCUGAAUUGCAUUCAAAUAUGGGUCUGUUUAUAAAACAAAAAGCAGGCAUUUUCAUAAUGAAUUGUUUAAUUUUCUUACUAGCAAAACUUGCUGCCUCCUCCAACACUUGUUGAAGAAAUCGAAACACUUCAAUCUCAGGAAAGUGAAGAAGGUCAGAGCAAAGAUCUUGAAAUGGAAACAGAAACUGAAGUCAAACCCACACCAAUGGAAACUGCAGAAGAGAAAGUUUUGAAUGAGAAACAAAAGGUAGCAGAGGAAAUUGAGGAGGAGCAUCGGAAAAUGCCUGAGCAUCCUGGAAGAGACAGUGAUAGUGAAGACAGUGAAACUGAAGAUGGCACAGAGAAAUGA